This is a messenger RNA of Cinara cedri, 48328 nucleotides long. Lineage: Eukaryota; Metazoa; Arthropoda; Insecta; Hemiptera; Aphididae. The record is from the annotation of a GenBank genome assembly.
GCCGUGGUUUUCGAAAAAAAUUAUGUAACAACAGUCUAAAUAUUAUGGAAUGAAAAAAUUCCUUGAUCUUAUUAGGAUCGGUUUGUUAAAUAUAAUAUAAUUUUAUUGUUAUAAAAUUAUCUAUGAAAAAUUCAAAUAAUUACAAAAACAAAAUUUGGUGAUAAACAUAGAACAUUUUUAGACACUGUUUACAACCUAUUCUGUACACCAGAAAUAGCCUUUUAUCUCUUUUUUUAAUUCUUAGUAAAUAAAAUAUUGAUUUAUUAAUUUUAGUGAUACAAAAAAUUAGCAUAUUUUUUAAAAAAAUGUAUUAUUAGAAUAGAUGAAAUAAGUACUAAAAUAUUAAACUAGAAUCUUGUAUUAAUUUACAUAUAAAUUUUAUUAUAAAUGAGCCUGUGUCAAUGCUGUCAAUUAUAAAUAAUAUUAUACACAUUUUAAUAUGAAUGUAUAUUGUAUAUAUAUAUAAAACAAAAUAAACAAAAUCACAAAUAAAUCAUAACAUUUUCGUUCAUAGCUACAUAAUACGAGUAACACACUAAACAAAAUAUUGAUAUAUCAAACAAUACUAUCACUAAAAUGUUCAAUCUUUUAAAUUAGUUUCAAGUUAUUGCAUAAGAUGUACGAGUACAUAAUAUAGACUUAGAACAACCUUAUUAUUGCAAUAUUGCGUAUACACAAAAUAUUUAUUUUAAAUUCAUAAAUACGCCAUCAUCGUGUUAUAUUAUGUAUGUAUAAAAUAAUAAUAUAAUUGUUUACGAGUCACAAGUAUCAAUAUAAGAAAAAAAAAAUGUUAAUCAAUUAUUAUUAAAAUAUUGAUAAUUAAUAUUGCUUAAAUCAUGUUUGAUGUCAGCAUUGACAAUAUUAAAUAAAUUUAACAUAUUAAAUAAUUUAUAAAUACAACGCUAUUCAAGUGUUUACACAAUUAGAUACUAAAUUAUAAUUCAAUUUUAUAAUUUUCAAUUGUAAAAAAUGUAGUACAAAUAUAAAUUGUUUAUAUAAUAUGAUCACAAUAUUAUUAUUAUAAUAAAGUUUUCUAAUAGGAUUUCUUUUUCAGUAAAAGUUGAUAUUGAAUCGUUAAUCAUUAUUAAAAUAUACUUGAAAAGUUAAACAAUAUUAAUACUAAGAUAUAAAAUAAUUAUUUUUAUAGAUAAUACAUUUUUUUUUUUUUUUAUAAUUUUGUGCUUAGUAGUUAUGCAAUUGUUUACGUUUUUCUUCUUAAACUGAAGAUUGAUGACUGAGUUUGAUGUUUAAAAAUGUAUGAUAUACAUAUAUAUAGCAAUUUUUUCACUAUAAUUUAUUUGUGCGUUGAAGAUUGUGCAGAAACUUUCAAAUAGUUAAGAUUAACGAUUCAUACAUUUUGAAAAAGAAAAAUAUUAAGAUAAGUACAAAAAAUGGGUAACUAAAAUAAAAAUAAAAUUUGGGAAUACAUUUGAAAUAAAUAUUUAAAAAUCAAACAAAAAUAAAAAUUUGAAUUAAAAAAAUAGGACGGUAAAAUAAAUAUUUAGCCAUUAAAUAAUAAAAAUGGAUACGUCUUAAAUGAAAAUAAUGUUUGAAUCAUAAAUAAAAAAAAUGUUAUAAUUAUAUAAUUAGAAAUAGACAAUAGGAAACAAGUUUAACUAGAUAAACGUAAAUGAAGAUCUGCAGAAUCAUCCAUUUCACUCUCUGUUGUAUCUACCGAUCCAGAUCUCUCAGUCUUAGCCAUAGUACUGCCGUUGUUAACCCACCGUUGUUUCCAUGCCUCGAGGCGCAUUACCUAAUUCACAAAACUAUUAGUACAUGUUACAUAAAUUAAUAAAUUGAUUUUUAUUUUUAUUUAAGCACCUACUCAUUAUUUCAGAAUAUAUACAAAGUUUAAGUUAUUUUUGAAAUCAUUUUUUUGUGACGCUAAGAUAAUUAUUUGAAAACGUGUCAAAGGGUUUAGAGUAAAUAGACAUAUUGUUUUGUUUGUAUUCUUAUAUUAACUAACUAGUUUUGUUUUCUACCUCCUUUGUAACUGGCGUUUGGUGUAUAAAUUAUAAAAUAAAUAAAUAAAUAUAAUAAAGAAUCGAAAAAAAAAAUUAAGUACAAUAUAAUCAAAUAUUUAAAAUAUUUUUUUAAAUAAUGAGAAGGUAUGUUAAAAUACCACCAUGUAUACACAAAUUUAUUAGACAAAUAGGUCCAGUAAAUUAUUAAAAUUAAUAAGCGAAUUAACAAGUGAUUUAUUGUUAAAUAAAUAAAAACGUGCAAACUCACUGUGUCAGCCUAGCCACUUCCAUGGCUCGACGUCUGGCGUGGUCGGUGAGAGCAGCUAGAAACCAUUGUUUUUUUUUUUUUUGUUAAUAUAAGCGUGCUGUAUAGUGUUAUUAAUUAAACAAGCAAUGAAAAUGACAGAUGAAUUUAUAAUAAUAUGUAAUAUAUAUAAUCCACAACAUUUCAUUAAUUUAAAUUGAUUUUAUUACUAACUGGUUUUACUUUUAUAUAAAUAUGGUAGAGUAGAGAAUGUGCCCGUUUUUAUUAGAUAGGCAACCACAUCAACUUGAUGAAAAUGUAUAGGUAACAUUGAUUAUACUAAAUUAUCUGUGCCAAGUUCCAGUAAGUAUGCCAGCGUAUUUUUACAUAAACCAAUGCACCUGGUUUUUUUCACCCUCAUAGCUCUGCUUUCAUUCAAGAUGAACUUUUGAAAUUUGAAAUAUAGAUUAAGGCUAAGUACCUUAAGACUAAAUAAUUGAGCCCUUAAUAUAAGCCGUUUUAAAAGGAGAUGGUUUCAUAGUUUGCAUUUUUGUUACUCACUCAUUAUUAACAUUUUAAGGCAUUUAUCGUAAAGGUAUACAUUUGAAAUUUUGUAUAAAGGUAGGUCUAAUAGUGUAAGUAAAAGAAAAAAGAUGUCCUAGGAUAAUGGGGAUGAGUGCAGGCAUUAUUAUGGAUUAUUUAAUGUAUAAUAGUGGCAACAAUAAACCAUUUUUUAUAAUAAAACAAUUCUGAGCAGAGUUCAGUUGAUAGUGAUGCUUUGUCAACAAUAUAUAUAUAUAUGUCAUUUUAUAGCAAAAUAAUUAAAUAGGCUUUAUAUAUUUUUUUUAAUAAUAUUUAUUUAAUGUUGUACUGAUUUUUCAUUUUUUCUGUUUUGCACGGUUUUUCACAUGUGCUGGGAAAACUCUUGGGAAAAUCGAAAAAUGUCCACUAUAAAGUACCUUGCUAGUGAAAUCUUCUUUUAGAAACAUUUUUAUCAUUAAAAGUUGUUAAAAUUGCUGGUAGAAAAGUUGUGGACAGGAAAAAAACAUUCUAAUAUUUUAUAGUAUACAUUUUGUAUAUUUUAAUGGUGUUUUUUUUUUUAGUUUUUCAAAUUUGAUGAGAAAACUCUAGAAAAAAAAAUCAAAAAAUUAUCUCCCUAAAGUUACUUCCCAUGCCGAUUUCCUUUCAGAAAAGAUACUACAAGUAGAAUUCUGAACAAGUCUUCUGGUAGAAAAGUUGCGCAAAGAUGAAAAAAAAAAUACAGCGGAACCUCGAUAACUCGAACCUCUAUAAGUAGAAUUUUCGAUAACUCGAAGGAAUACCUUGGCCCCUGGCUUCCAAUAUAUGAUAUGUGUGUGAUAUGUAUAUGUUUUCCAUAAGUCGAAUUUUCGAUAACUCAAAUUUUUUUUUCGCCCCCAACCGAUUCGAGUUAUUGAGGUUCCACUGUAUAUAUGUAUAUAUCUUUGUAUAACUAUAAGCUUCUUCGCUCCACUCAGAAUAUAAAAAUAUGAAAAUUGUAAUUCUCUAAAAAUUAGUGCCAUUUAGAGAGUAGAAGCAUAUUUUUUUAAUUUCCACAAAACCUACAUAAAUUAUUGUACAUCAAUUUAUAUACUUAAAAAAAUGCUGAAUUCAAAUAUUUUGUCUGUUAUAUGUCGUUGGGGAUAGCAAUUAGCAAAGCAAAUAAAUUUUGUUAAGUUGAUUUGGUUACCUAAGUAAUAAAAAUAUCAGCAUUUAGUGACCUUAUCAUUCAAUUUUUUAUUUUCCUUUUAAAUCCUUUAUUUUCUUUUUUAAGUUUAAAACGUUAAAUGUACAAACUAUUUCAUGUUCGAAUAAUGAUAACACCGUUUUUAUUGUGUAUUUAAUUUUCUGUUAUUGUGUUAUAAUAUAGUAUAAGCACGGGCAUAUGAUUAAUAUUUCUUUUGAUAUAAAAUUUGAAAAAAAAUAUGUUUUAUUGACAUAUGUUUAGAUUUAACAAGAAGACCAAAAUCUUUUUUCUUUUAUGGAAUGUUGACUUCUCAUUAUAGUUAAUGCAUAGGUAUAUUAUUUUAUUUUUGAGAAAAAGGAUAAUAUUAAACUGUAUCAAAGGUUUCUGUAACGUUUUAAUAAUACAAAAUUGUUUAUAAUCUAUAUUGUUGAUUUAUAUGUUCCAAUAAACAAUAACUGCUGAUUUUUAUAUAUAUAUAAAAUUAUAGUGUUUAAUAUCAAAUGAAAUUAUAUUUGAUUGAGUUUAAAGGACAAAAAAAGAUGGGUAGACAGACCUUACUUUAUUUGAAUUAUUCUUUGGAAAAUUAAACAUAAAAUUAAUUAAUUUUUUCAGAUAAUAUUCCAAUAUUUUACAACAGCCCAUUAAAUCCAAUUGUUAAUAUUCUGUUAGUAAUUAUUAUUAACCAGUAAAUUGUUAGUAAAGUUAAUGCAAGUUUUAUAGAUAGAAUGAAAUGCCCAUCAUGAGUUUUUAAUUUAUUUUACUUAUAUGUCAUCUUGAACUGGACUACUUACUUCAGCUUUGAGAUCAGCUACUUUAUCUUGAAGUUCUUUAACUUUAUCACUAUCAUCUAAAGAAUUAUUUCUGAGUUCUCCUUCAGUUACCAUCUCUUCAUUCUUAAAUGUAAACAAAAUAAUUUAUAAACAUUUUAUUUAAAGAUAUUCUAUGGGAAAUUGACUAACUUUAACUUCUAAUCGGGAAAUUUUUUGGUUUAAUUCAGCAACCAUUUGAGCAUGUUCAGCCUCUCGUAUCCUCGAAGAAAUCAUGUCAUGUUUCAUCUAUAAAAUGUUAAUAAAUUAUUGUAAAAAAAAGGAGGAAUUUUAAAUACUUUUAUAAAAAUCAUACCUUAGAUUCUAAGUCUGUAUACUUAUUCUGUUGUUCUCUGAGUUUAACUACUAGAUCUCUUUGUUUUGUUUCCGCUAAUUCUAGCUGUUCAUGAACAGCCUUGUUGUCUUCAUCUUGUCUUCUUAACUGGUUUCCACUAACUUGAACUUGGGUUUCCAGUUCCAUGACCUUUUAAUUGAAACACUUAUAAUUAUAACAAAUACCCUAAAAAUAUGUUUUUUUAUUUUUUUGGGGAAUUUUUAAACAUAUAAAUCACUGAAAUAAAUAGUACCAAUCAUCACAAUAUAAUAUUUAUGAUCAAACUAGGGUUAUAUUUUAUGAUUUAUACUUUUAAUCUUAGUUCUUUCAGCUCAGCUAAUGUCUCCAUUUCUCGAAGUUUGGAGGUCAUGAGAUCUUCUUCAAGUCUCUGGGUUUCUGCGUUGUUCCAGUUUAAUAAGUUACCAAUCUUUUUGGGUGUUGAAUCAGGUGCAGGUGGCGGAUCAAUUCUUUUUUUUUCUUGCAAAUGCCGUUGCCACUGUGUGUUGAUUUCAUUCACUCUUUGUCUGAGAUCUUUUAAAGAUAAGUUGGCUUCUGCUUCUCGUAAUUUGACAGCAAUCAGUUCUUCUUGAAGGUGAGCAACAGAGUUGUCUACAACUGAUUCUCGAAGAGUUUUCUUGUCCUUUAAUAAUAUACUAUUAUUAUUAUUUUUUCAAAUAUACAGACAAAAAGUCCUAUUACAGAUUUAGGUAAGUGUUCUAAAAUAGUAACAUAAAAAUAAUUAAAAGUAUUCAAUGUAAAAACAUACAAGAUACAAUACUAAAUUGUUACAGUAGGUACUAAGUAGGCAAUAUAUAAAAAGUAUCUCAUUAUAUUUGUUUAAUUUUCUAUUAUUAAAUAUAAUCACGGUACACUUACAUGUUCUAAUUCUCCAAUCUUGUCUUUAAGAUCACGUAUUGUAGCUUCAUUUUCAGCAUCUCUUAAUCUAACUUUAACCAAUUCUUCUUGAAGGUCACUAAUCAUUUCUUCUUUAAGUGACAAUUGUUCUUGUUUUAUAGAAAGCUCAUCUAGAGAUGAUUGACAUGAAUUGUGCUGUAAAAAUAGAUGUAUUAAAAAGAUGUAUUUAAGAGCAAAACAAAUAACUUACAUUUUCUGUUAUUAAAAUAGACAUUUGUUUAAUUUCGUCUAAAGCAUUUUCUAGGGCAUGGGAAGUUUCUAAAUGUGUAUGUCGUAAAGCUGUUAAUUCUCUUUGUACAAUGAAUGUUGUUUCUUCCUCUUCAGCACGAGACACUUGACCUCUUACUAACAACCCAGCCAAUUCGCUAGAUUCAGCUUCAAGAAGUUCAACUUUUUGUCUUAGUAAACGAUUUUCUGUACGGAGUUUCUAGUGUAAGAAUAUUCUCAAUAAAUAAUUUAUAUACUUAUAGUUAUAAUGAAUUGUUUGUAAAAAAAAGAAGAAAAAUGUGCAAGCGAUAGAGCAAGGAAAUAAUAUUAAAAUCAAAAUUAAAAACAGUAUAAUAAAGUAAAAUAUAUUUUGGUAAAAAAUUAAGUUACAUCUGAAGGUAUAUAUUUUGAUAUUACAACUGUUAUUUUAAAUAAAAGAAAUAUUUUUUUCUUUCUCUGAAGUUUUACAUUAGUAAAAUGUUGGCAAGCUAGUAUUGGCAUGAGCAAACUUUACAAGGCAUGCGAAGCUGUAAUAGAAUUCUACAUAUUAAUCUGGGCACCUUGAGUUCAAUCAUUUCUUCCUGUUCCUUGCUUUUAAUAGCUGUAUAUUCUUUUUCUAAUUUUUUCAUACGUUUAACAUUGUACUUGAUAUUAAACGCUUGUGCCAUUAAUCCAUCAGUAUCAGAAUUAGCACGAGAAGGUAAUUCUUUUUGGAAAAACUAAAACAAUAUGUAUAAUACUUAUAAAUUAACCACAAUCAAAUAUAAAAUUAAUAUAAUAGUUUUAAAUUACUCACCCUUAGCAUACCUUCCAUGUCUAAACACAAGAGAUCAUCUUUACCUAAUUGAAGUAAUGCUAACGCAACUUUAAAUAUUAUUUCUAUUCCUUCAGAUAGAAAAACAUCAAUAAUCCUAGAAAAUGAAUUACUAUAAAAAUAAAUUCAUCAAUUUACUGUAAAAUAAUAUACCUGCAAGCAGUAGGUAAUGCUAAUGCAGUGGUAAACAAAGUCAAAAACCAACUACUCGCGUACAUACUAGUAUGGAAGCUUUGGGAUUGGAAAUGUACAAAAAGUUCUGGAAUGUGAUCCUAAAAACAAAAUAAAAUAUUUAUAAUUAGGUACUUUUAAAUAUUAUACUACUAAAUAUUGUAUCAUACCUGGACUAAAUUUUCUAAUUGAUACAUGCAAAGACCAAGUUCAGCCAUGGUUGGUUUGAACAUGUCUCGCAUUUUAUAAUCUUGCAUAACUUUUACAAAAACUGCAAAUGCUUCUUCUUCGGGCAUUUGCAUUAAUAAUAAGCCAACUAUAAAUCCUGAACCUUGGCAAUAGCCCACCUCACGAUCAUGUAACGAAUAUGCUUUCAUGACAUUAAAUAAACUUUCUUGACCAAGACCAUCUUUUUCUUUGAAGAAAUCAUGUUCAGGAUAUGUACGAGCUAUGUCCCUUCUUAUAACCUUACAUAUUAUAAAUUGUUAGUUGAUAUUCUUAAUAUAGGUAUUAUUAUUUUGUAAGAAAGUUAUAUUACUUUUUCACAUGCCGAUGUUGCUUUGAUGUACUCUGGAUAUUGUUUUCUGAUUGGUGAAUCGUUGGCACCACACAAUAACUGCCAAACGAUUCCUCGGAAAUGGUGUGGUACUCCUUUUCUAACCAAUUCUUUGAGAUAAGCAUUUUUUUUCUUACUGUAAUUUUCCCAUUCAUUAACAACUUGUCCCCAAAGACCCCAGACAUCUUCUUCACCAUCUUGACUUGAUCCUGUACCUAUAAAUAAUAGAUAUAUUAUUAAAUUAAUUUUUAAGUACAAAAGACAGACUUCUAACACCUCUCGAAUGAACACGAACAUAAAUAGCAAUGAUAUUUUUGAUAUAUUUUUUUCGUCUGAACGACCUAAACGGUUCACGAGGUGCCAUGCUAUUUUUUAAUAUGAAUUUUUCAAAUUGAAUAGAAGACUAGCGUCUUAUACAAUUUGAUUAAGUUACUGUAUGUUGUAUAUUAAGAUUUCUGUUGUUACUAGCUAGAUCACGUUUAAAAUAACAAUAAUAUAUGAUGAAAAGGAAUGUCACCAUUGAAAAAAAUAGAUUAUAUGUCUAUAUACUAAACAAAAAAAAAAUAUAAUUACUAUAAUAAGAACAAUUAAAUGAUAAAGAUUGAUUAAUUUAAAAUUUAGAUGACAUUAAUAAACUAUACAUGCGAGCUCCAAUGAAAUGAACAAAACAAUUAUUACCUAUGUUAGAUUUUAAAUGGAAUAAAAACCUAGAGUUUUAAAAAAUGAUUAGUGUUUUUGUUUUAAUACAUAUUUAUAAUAUUUAUUAAAUAUGAACCAUAUAAUAAAUGAAUUUGUAUUUUAUUGUAACAUAUAAUAUAAACUAAUUGGAUAUGGUAAAUUUGUAUAAUUAUUCACUAAGUAUAUUGAUUGGUAUUUUUUUAAAUUGUAUUUAGAUUUAUUUUUAUGUAACUAAAUUAGUAGAUGUAUUAAAAAAAUAAAUACAAAUAUUCUUAGAAACAUAUUUUAUUUCAUAACCAUGAUGAUAAAUUAUAAAAAAAAAAAUGUAGUUUUAUUGCUUUCAACAAAAUAAUGUUAUAAUUUGUAAUAUUUAAAUAUAUAUGUAUAAAUAAAUGUAUUUAUAAUAUAAUAUACUUCACCAUGUUAAUUUGACUGAUUAUGGGAUAAAUUAAACAAAGUAUAUAAAAAAUAAUUUGUUAAUAAUUAUAAUUGUUUCAUUCAAAAUUAAAGAUUUUCGGGAAAGAAUAAAUGUAUAUGAUGAUAAUCCCCAGUAAGUAUAAUGUUAGUAAUGUUAGUCUUUUAUUACUUUAAUACAUUUAUUUAUAUAAGUUUCUUUAAAUACUUACAAGGGACCUACCCAUAGUAGAUAAGGCCAAAUUCAAUCAAGUUAUGGAUAUUUAAAAUCAGGACUUGAAAACAUUAUGGUUUUAACAUAAAACCUUUGAAAAAACGAUUGAAAUUAGUAAAACUUAAUUUAACAAAGAUGUCAUAAAAAUUAAACAAAGAAAACAUUUAGGUACAUAAAUUAAAAAACAUGAAUCAAAAUGUAAUCACCAAAACAUUAAAUUUGAUAUUUGUAUUAUUAUUUUUGAUUCUGAACAAAGCAAGGAAUUUAUUUAUUUUACUAUGUGAUUUUUUAUGUGUCUAUAAACAAGUUUUAUACUAAAAAUUUUGCUCUAAUUAAUAAUAUAUAGGAACAUUAAGGAACAUAAAAUUUUUAAUUUGGUUUUUAUAUCGAGAAGAGCAUUUAUUGAUAUCCUUGUAGUUUUCUUAAUAAAUUGAAAAAAAAAAUGGAAAUUGUCAGUAUAAUAGUUUAUUUUCGUGUGUAGAUUGUAUGUAAAAAUUAAAUUAUUCCUUAUGUAUUUUGUUCCAAAUAUCUCACAAAACUGUAGUACACUCAUCAGCAGUAUAAGCUUUUUUAUUUUGUUGCCAAAUAUAUGAUCAAAAUUGUUUGAAAAUGAAAAAUUAAGGAAGGUUAACCUAAGAAUGCAAUUUAUAAUUGCACAAAAUAAAAAACUUAUGUUUUAUCAACAGAUAUUUUAAUUUUAUUUAUUUAUUAAUACUUUAAAAGGUUUAUUUUAAUAAAUUAUUUUUUUAAUAAUAAUACAAUUAUUUUGUACAUCUAAUGUUUUUCUUGGAUAAUAACACUAAAGUUUAAAAAAAGAGCUAAUACUGGUAAUGGGUAUGGCCAUUUUUUUAGUUGAGAUAUAUAGUUAUUUAAUUUAUACCUGUAAUCAAUGAUAAACCAUUACUAAUGAUAAAAAUAGGCAUUUUAUAGUUAAUUUUUCUGAAAAUAUUGACGUACAAACUUUUUAUUUUUAUUAAAUUUGUAAAUUCUUAAUACAUUUUUAAAGUUAAUAGAAAAAAAGUGUACAGUCAAUUAGCUACAAGAAUAAUAAUCAAUUAGCGAAUGUGAUUACAGCCUGUUGCAUAAUCAUAGAAAAUAUUAUUAAAAAUGACAAUUUUAGUGAAACUAAAAAAUUGAAACUUCAAAAUUUUCAGAAGAAUAAAUUCUAUAAAAUAGCUACAUUCAAAUUUUUAAAAAAUAAUACAAUUUAAGUUAUUUCUUUAGUUUAUUUUUACCAAAACAUAAAAAAUUAAUUGAAAUAUAAAUAUUAGUAGUCUUUAUCCCUACAUGUAAUAUAAAAAAAAAAACAACAGAAUUUGAUUAUUUUUGUCAUCUCAAGAAAUAUUUCAAUGGAUAUAUCUUCGUGGGACACCUUGUAUAAUUAGGUACAACUUCUAUUGAGCCUCGUAUUAAAUAUUCAAGCAUUUCUAUUUAUCAAACAAUUUUUCCUAUAUAGUAUCAAACAAGAAAAACUAAAAACAAAUUCAAAAUAUAAAAUACCUUAUAAAUAGCAAAAAAAAUAAGAAUAUUUUUAACUGAUUCAUAACAAAAAUACAAAAUUGAAAAUAAUGAAAAUAUUAUUUCCAUACAUUUUUUAUUUCUUUCUACGUUUAUUUUCCAAUUAUUCAGGAAACUGUAUUUGAAAAUUAAAAAAAUUAAUAUUUACUCACCAAUUGAAUUCAAAGUGUAACGAUAGACCUUUUCUUUUAUUAUUUUUUGAUUAGAGUAAGAUUUCUGGUAAAAAAGUUGUUUACAGACAUAGACGCACACACAAAAAAUAAUAAUAAAUAAAAAAAUAUCAUAGUAAAACCAGUACAUUUUUUACUAUGCUCAGAAUCUAAAAAAUUUAAAUAUUUUUAAAAAUAUAGUAAAAAAAAAAUUAAUAUAACAUCAAUAACUGUAAAUUAUUAUUAUUUUUAUAUAUGUUUGUAUUGUCAAUUUUUAUGUUAUAUUAACUACUUAAUAACUAACUUUUAGUGAUAAACAAAUCUAUUUUUAACUUGUAUAAAUAUUUUUUAAGUUUAAAAUAGGCAUUAUAAUAUAAUAUUUUAGAAACAUCAUGGUUUCGUUUGGAUUCGAUUAAUAUGAUAUAUAAAAAUGAUUUAAUAAUUAUUUAAUUAGAAGUGGGAAAUCAUAUUUUAUAACAAUUAACAAUUUAUAUAAUUAAAGUUGUUUAAUUUAAUUUGAUGACUAAUCAUCUGUUCUGUGUUUUAUUAGUUAUUUUAGUAUUGUACGUUAUGUACUAUACAUUUUAGUAAUUUUUAAUAAUAUUGCAAAUAAAAGAAGAUGUAAGAAAUUAUUUUUUGGGGAUUCAUACAUUUAAUUAUCAUACAAUAUUGUUUUGUAAUAUUUGAAUUACUGUAACAAUAUGUACCUAGUUAUUUUUAAUUUGUUUUAAAUCCAUACAAAUAUGUUAUUAAAUUAUACAGACUGUAUAGUAUCAAGCUGUCCUUGAAAUAGAUGGUUUGAUUAGUAGUGAAGUUUUAUUUUUUUGUAAUAUACAUUUGAUUACUUAUAAUAUUAUAUAAGCUGGAAUGUAAAACUGUAAACAUAUUUUAUUAUAAAAAAGAAAAGAAAAAAGUCUGUGUAAUCAGGAAUUUUUUUUUCCUUACUAAUAAUAAAAUUUAUAAUAGUAUUUUAUAAUUUUUAGUCCUAAAAACUGAAAAUUUUGAUCCUAGCUGUUUGAAGUACAUAAUAAUAUACUAGUGUAUAAAAGAACAGACUUCUAUAAUUAGAUAAUUAUCAUAAAUAUUAUUAAACAUAUUUUGGAUAAUUUAUUAAACAUUUUACAUAGUUACACUUAAACAAAUUAAUAAUAUUAUCGACAGUACUUACCAGAUACAAGAGAGAUUUGGGAUGCAUCGGAGCUUUUUCUGGAAUGUGUGCUAUUGUUGGAUAUGGAAUUGAGCGAUUUUGAAUCCGACUCGAUGAGCCUAGGAAUAUAAAAAAUAGUCAUUUAGAAAAAAAAAAAAAAAUAUAAAUUUUUGAACUAAUAAAAUUAACACUGUAAAAUAUUUGAUACGAUUUAUUUAUUUUUCAUACAUCGCUAAUGCAUCAUAUAUUUCGACUACGCGCGUAUGAACUAUGCGAUCGCGAUCGACUGUUCUACAAUCGACAUAUUACUAUCGCGUUAUGCGACUCUUUAUUUAAUAAACGGGAUAUAAUCUAAUCGGCAUUUAUUAUUUUAAUACAAAAUCGAAUUAUAAAUGUAUAACCACCAUCGGCGAACACAACCGAAAUUAAAUUUUUAAAAUUAAAUGGUUCAAUGAUUUAUUUUUGAUUGAGCAUACAUACGCCUGACGUGCCUAUUAUACAUAACUGAAUAUUAUAAUACAUCGGCAAUAUAAUAUCCCCAGAAUUAUUUAUUUUGUACUAUAUUAAACGGAUAAUAAUUAGUUAAUUAGUUAAUUAAUAAUUAGUAUUAUUAUUAUUAUAAAUAUUUUUUUUUUUUUUUUACAGGAAAAACACACGUAAAUUAGCGACUUAUUAUAAUUAAUUAAUAAUUUAUAGCGUGGUGUGUUUUGGACGUAUAUUUUAUUCGAUUUUGAUUUAGUGUAUAUGGCCACGAAUCAAACGCGAUUAUUUCAAAUUAAUUUUAAUUAUUAUUAUUAUUAUUAUCAGGAUACAUCGCAGAGGGAUUUUUAGAAUCGUAAACAUUAUGGCAACAUUAUGUCGUGCUGUAGUUAGUAUCGUAAUAACAGUGUAUAAAACACAACGACAACGUCUAUGUUUUUCUAACGUUCAAUGUCAGUGUUAGUAUCCACUACUCAGUACAAAUAAUUAGAAAACGUUAAGAUAAUCGAAAACGUUGUUAAAAUUGUUAUUAUUGUUAGAGCUAUCAAUAUUUAAUAACGUUUCUCGUAAAAUGCCGUACGCAGUCACGUGAAUCAGAUCGAUACCGUCAAACUUGGUGGUCGGUAAAAGUCGUCGGCGGGAUUCUGAUAUGACAUCGGGGAUAUUAUACACGUACAAAAUAAUAUGCGCGCGACAAUAAAUUAAUAUAAAUGGGUUGUGCAAUUGACACGGGAUCACUAUAAUUCACGUCAGAUUCAUGAGUACCGCGCCAGUGUAAGCGACAUUCAAUUAACACGUUACACAUACCAUACAGAGUGUCCCACGAAGAUAAUAUACCCAUUGUAAUAUCUCCGGAGAUAUUAAUAAAGAUGAUCAAAUUUUUUUUUUUUUUUUUUAAAAAAUAACUUUUCAUUUGAAUAUUUUUGAAAAUGUAAAAGUUUAUUUUGUUGAAAAUGUUGACGUAUCAACUUUUUUUUGAUUUCCAUCAAAUUCGUGAUUUUUAAUCAUUUUUUUUUUUUUUUUUGAAGUUCAGAGAAAAAAUGUGUACAGUCAAUAUUAGUGCUGCAAUAAUAGUAAUCAAUUAGCGAAUGCGCUUUAUAGCCCUGCUGCAUAACCAUAGAUACGUUUUUCGAACUUUAAAAAUGAUUAAAAAUCACGAAUUUAAUAAAAAUAUAAAGUUGAAGUGUCAACGUUUUCAAAAGAAUAAACCCUAGAAAAUGGCUAUCUUCAAUUUAUUUCAUAAAUAAUAAAAAUAAAAAGUAAUUUUUUAAAGUUUUUACCAAAACAUACAAAAUUAAUUGAAAUGUAAAUAUUUGUAAUCCUUAUAUACUUGCGAGUAAUGUAUAUAAAAAAUAACAUAAUUUGAUUAUCUUUAUUUUCUCAGGAGAUAUUGUAAUGUAUGUAUUUUCGUGAGACACCUUGUAUAUGUGUAAUUUAUUCUCAUACAAUAAUGAAUUAUAAAAUGUAAUGAUAUUAAAUCAUAAACAACGUGCAGUAUAAAAACAAGAACAAUCCAAAUAAUUUAACAAUUGCGAUUUCGAGUGGUCAGGAAAAUUGACUGUUUAAAAUAGUUAGUUACCUACCUACAAUAGUUAAAACAAUAUAAGUUACACCUAUGGUUUUUUUUUUCCGUUUUAACCGCGAUAUCAGUGGAGGAUCUGUGUGAACAUGAUUUAUAUUAUACAAUAGGAUUAGAUAAGUAAAAAUUAAACAUGUGUUAGUUUGAAACUAUUUUCGUAGACAUUUUGUUAAAUUUUUCUGUUGUCAUUAAAUAUUAUUUCGAUUUGUACGUACCUAUUAUAGGAGUGUGGUAUUUUCAAAAAUAAUUUAUUUAUGAGGUUGCGAUGACGUUCAAUUCUAUGGUAAAUCGUAUAAAGAUAAUAUUAUAUUAUACCUACUAAUAGAAAUAAACGUUUGAAUAGCACUCAUAUAUAAUAAAAGUAGAAAAUGAAUAUACUAUAUUAUAAUACAUAUUUUUAUUAAAUAUAGGUAAUAAAUUUGUAUUCUCCUUAUACUAUAAUAUAGCUGUUAACUACUUUAUUGAAUUUAAAAUGUGACAAAUACAAAAAUAUAAUUUAAGACGAAAUAUAUUAAUUAUUUAAUAACCAUUAGUUUUAGAAUAAAAACAAUUUUCAAAAUUUCCAUGAAAAAUAUGUAUAUUAUAUUAUAUUAAUGAAUGGCGUAAAUAAACCGAUCAUGACAAUAUUGGGGAAAAUUUCAAUAGUACCUUAGGUAAAUAAUAUUGAUAUGGUAUAGGCACCAUCCCAAUAUUUAAUCAAUAGGGAUACUUAUGUAAUAUGUAGUCUAAUAUUAGUUGUUUUAUUAAGAAUUAUUGUUGUCUUAAAAAUUUGAUGGACUAUCUUUUACGAAUAUUAUUUACCUAAAUCUUCGUGCCUUACUAGAACUCUAAAAAUAUUUUAUAACGGUAUUUUUAAAUUUUAUUUGAUGGUACACAAGAUGACAUCAUUUAAACAUACCGUUGUAAUUUCGUUUCUUAGCUGUUUGAUAUUACGAGUAUAUUUGUAUUUUUCUAGUGUAUUAUUAGUCAAAUGACAUUUUAGAGGGAUAUAUUUAAUUAUAUUUUAUUCGAGAGAAGGCCAAGUUAAACAUGAAGUGGCGAUCGGGAGAGUUUGAAAGACGGCUCUUGCUUUCAAGGAACCCGUGAACUGCAUCUAUAAUUUAUGGUUUCCUUUUUUAAAUAGCUGCCAAAUACUGUCAUUAUAUAGUAAUAUAUUCUUAUUGGAAAUAAAAGUAACGGACAAGAUACAGAAAAUGGAUGUUAAAAUCUUGUCUCGGUUCGGUGACCUCGGCGUAGACAGUGGUAGAUACAUUAUUAUUAAUUUAAAUGCGAUCGCGACAAUUUGAUGGUAGGUUCCUACCUAUUCGAAAAACCUAUUCUAAUAAGCAUAGGUCAGAAUACAAAUUUAAAUGCGUAUUAUAUUUAUGAUAGGUACGUCUUUUCAUUGAUUUUCCACGGUUUUCAACAUCGUUUUUAUACUACCGAGAAAGUCGAAGGAUUACCUCUUUAAAACACGUAAUUUAUAUUCAACUUCCUAUCCAAAUAUCCUACAUCCAUCAUUCAUAGAAUAUCUGGAGCAAGUACACAUUAACUGUCAUAACGUGUUAAAUUGAAGAUAAUAUAUUGUUUUUGUAAAACGUACGAAUUCCCUUUUGUGUACACGGUUGUAUUAUACUUAAAAUGUAAUCGAGAUGUAACAUUAUUUUAAGGACAUGCAUUAUGCAUAAUGUAUAGUAUAGUAUAGGUAUAUAACAUACUACAUGUCUAAAUACAUUAGCGAUUUACAUUGGAUCAAUGGCACAUUUAAGAAGGAGGCGUUCCCAGGUGUAUUUUAGAACCCCAGGAGAGUGAUAUGGAGCCAUUGUUUUAUUACGAUACGUUUUUUUUUUUUUUUAUUUCAGAAAAUACUUUUUUGUGGCAAUAACAAAAUACUGCAGUCCAAGUAAUACAUUCUACAUAGUGAUAAAAUAAAACACGAACUAUUGUUGAUAAUAGGAACCUAAUUUAUAUAUCCGCAUUGUUUUCAAAUUUCUAGGUUUUCAUGAUUAAAAAAAGAAAAACCAAAGGGGACUUAAUCAAAAGUUAUAUUAUUUACAAUUAUACUACAUCCUGUAAACAUUUCUUUACAUGCAGUCUUAUUUUUAUAUAGUCAAUUAUUAAAAAAAAAAAAUAUAUAAUAUUUAUUAUAUUAUAUUAAGAUUACAUAAAUUACCUAAUAUUUAGCAUACGGUUACAGGAAUAUUUUAUAAUUUCACUAUGAUUUUUAGUUUUAUAUUUCCACAUUAAAAUUUUAUAUAAAUCGAAAAUAUAUCAUAUUAUGAUGUGCACGAAUUACGGUUGAAAAUGAAGGAGAAUAUAUUUGCCAAGUGUAUUGGUAGCUUUGACACAUAUAGGUAUACAGACAAAUUAUAUUUUAAACGACUCGACGACUGGUUACGUAAAUAAAUUGACAUAUUGUAAAAACGAAAAAGCAGAAAUGCCAAUAAUUUAUGUGUUUAAACUGCCAAGCGGCGGUGCGCCGAGUAAUGCAACUGUACGCGGGUAUAGAUUACUGGUGUGCUGGUGCCCCGUGUAAACUUGAAAACUUUAGCAAAAAAAUGACUAAGUGAAUGGAUACUUUUAUCAAACGCAUCGGCAACGUGCUCACAAAUUUCCUCUGUGCGCCACCGAUCCUGAGCCAGAAAACGGGCACUUUGGCUUCGGACUCGGCGAUUACCUCUAUGGAUUAUAUUGUAUUAUUAUUACAUACCGCGGAGCCAAUAUCAGAAAAAAAAAUAUAGUCUCUGCGACUCGAGGAGUUUACAAGCAGUGCGCAGGUAUUUGGGGGAGUAAAGGGGUAAAAUCAUUUUACAAGUAAAGUGCGUGCGUGCCAAUAACGACGCACUGUAAAAUAAAUAACAAUAUCGUUGUAAUUCAUUGCUUCAUUAGUGUGUGCGAUCCUCUAGUGCCGUCGUAAACACUGAAAUAACACGCACGCAAUAUCGCAGAGUAAAAAACAGAAAAAAAAAAAAAUCACAAAUACGCGUUAUUUUAUACAUAUAUACCGUUGCAUAGACCCAUUUUCAAUACUACUGUAUGACCUAUGUAUAUAUUUAUCCGAUACGAGGAUUUCUGAAAACCUAUUUGAAUUCACUGUCGUCGUUUUUUUCUUUCUUCGUUGUUUUUCACGAUCGUCGAUUGAUUUUGAAAAACGGGAAGAAACGAAAGGAGGAAUAUCUCUACCGAAAGGGUACGCACGACCGGAAAUUCAAUGAACGGAAUCUUUAUAUUAUAUUAAAUAAUACUAUAACAUAUACCUAUCUAUAGUGUCUAUAUAUCGUUGAAAAGGACGCCACACGUCAUGCUUUUGUUGCCCUACAAACGGACGACAAAGCAAAUUUGAGUUCAUUGCAUUACCAACUUUUGUGCUGUUAGUUUUAACAUUAGAGCAAAUCCAGCUUAUUAUCAAACUUUAAGAGAAAUAUCUAUACGUUCGUACGGUGGUUUUUUUUCGACAUUUUAAUUUUCAAAUGAUGUAUAAAUAUUUUAACAAAUAUCGUGAUAUUUCACGUAUUCAUAUUUCGCUUAAAAAUUGAAAUAACGAAAAAACCAACGUACAAUCAUAUACAUCGUUCUCCACAUUAAACAUUUGAUAAUACUCAUGGGUCGAUUCACUCUAUAAUCUUACAACAGCAUCACAAUAAAUUGGUUCUGUCGAACGCAAAUCUGGUAUGUCGCGCGUAUACGCAAUACGAAGACAACAAAUACAUACUGUAUAGCGUGUAUAGCGUACUCUUAGUAUAAUCGGAUUGAAAAAAAAAAAAGGUGUUUCGGUACAGAAUAAUAAUAAUAAUAACAAUAAUAAAAACGACCUGUCUCCGCAAAUCCCCGUCGCGCGUAUAACAACAGCUGAUAAUACAUAAAACAAAUUUAGUUUCACUUAUAGGUAUCACUUCAGCGAUGACUGUACGUUGUACUACAACACGUCAUAAUAAUAAUAUAAUGACUCAUAUUAUAUUAUUAUGUAGGUGGGUGUAGAACUCACCUAUUGGCUUCCUCGAGUUUCGCUAACAGCGCCAGUUCUUCGGUGGUCAGUGGCAGCUUUUUACAAUGACCUUCGUCGUCGUCGUUGUUGUUGUUGUUUAUAAAAUCUGUGGCGAUCGUCUGUGACGAUACCAACAUAUCAGCCGAAUGAACGGGUGGGCUCAUCGCGAUCGUCUGGGCCGUACGGCCAAGACGUCGGGACGUCGGUAGUAGUGUAGUUUAACCGGACAGUCGGUCGGAUUUGUGGAAGACAUUGUUACGAUUUAUCAAAAUCUGUAUAUAUAUAAAAAAAAAAACACGUCAAUGAGAAUAUUUCAUAACAGCAGUGUCAUAGGUAUAUUACAUUAUUUUACGGCUAAUGUUGACGAUUGGAUAAUUGAUGUCAAAUUUUCGUUUGGCGGAAGAAUAGAAUCACGAUUUUGUGCUAUCAAUUUAAAUAUAAGAGUGAAUUGGCAAUUUAACCAUCAAACCUAAAGAUUAGGUCUUUAUUUGUGUGCGUUGAUUUUUAUCGAUAUUUUAAUGUUUAGGAGAAAUACGAUGGUUUUUAAAUCUUAAUAUUUCAAUCCACUAAAAAUUAAAAUAUUGAAAAAAAACUUAAGUACAAGCAUAGGCAUUGGUUGUAUAUUUAAGUUUGAUAACAGGCCAAUUCACUUUAACUAACUGCAAAAAAUCGGUUCAACUGAACGAAAAGUUGACAUUAUCUAAUUUUAAAAACAUUGCAGUAAUAUAAUAUAUAAAUUUAUUGUACUCGUAUUAUUUGUUUAAGUAAAAGUGAUGAUUAUUUUUAUUAUUAUUAUUAUUAUUAUACAACAGUAGUGACAAUCAUGAAUAAAGAUCAAAAGAUACAUGACCGCAUUAUAUAAUAUAACGUGCAUACAUAUGGUUUUUUCAUUUUAUUAUUUUUUUUUUUACUGGUCUAAAUGCAUGCUAGUAAGAAAAUAUGUUUAGUCAAUAUUUUGAUGGGCAAUCGCGCUUUAUUCAAAACAUACGAUGAAUUUGAACCGAUAUAUUAUUAUAUUUACUAUUAUACAUAGGCAAAUCAGUUUGGUAAUUAUUUUAGGGUUAAUACCUACAUAGUCCAUAUAAAAUUGCGUGAAUUGAUUUACUAAAUUACGUAUUUUUUUCCACAGUUAUAAAUCCGUAAAUAUUCAUAAGUAAUCAAAAUAAAUUGAAUUUUAAUAAUAUUUGUGUAGAUACAGAGAUUUCUUAAUAAAAACGUAAAAUUUGUUGUUUUUUUUUUUUGUAAUAACUAGGUAAUUACAUACCUAGUCCAAAAAUAAUUUGAAAAUAUAAAUAUAUUAUACAACCAGUUCCUUUUUUUAAUUUUAAAAGUAACUUUUUCUUACAUAAUUUAACAUAUUAUAUAAUUAUUUUGUUAGAUACAGCACUAUAUCUUUUAAUGUUAAUUUUACUGAUAAAAAGACUUUAAUGUGUGUUUUUAAUACUAUAACAAAAAUAAAUUUACUGGAAGAGCGUUAUUUUAAAAACAAAUAACAUUGUAACUUUUUUAAUUUAAAUCUUUGUAAAUUAGAAGAAAAAACAUUUUAGGGACAUUAGUUUGGUGUAGUUUUAUAUUAAUUUUCUAAAAGGCAGUGAACAAUUUAAAAUGCUUUAUUCUUAUGAAUUACGAGACUUAAGAGCACACAUUAAGAAACAAUACACUUAUAUACAUUAUAACAAUGUUUGUUUAUAAAUAAAUACACACGAUAUCAUAUACAGGUGUAAAAAUCAAUAAUACAUAUUAAUCAAAUAUAGUUAAAAUCCAUUAAAUAAUUAAUUAUUUCUAAGUAGUAAUAUAAUAGAAAAAAAAAAAUCAAUUUUGACGCGUCGACAAAAUAAAAUUGUUUUGAGUGAAACAUACUAUUAAUAUUAAUAAUGUGGUGUAAACAAACGUUUUAGUAUAACAUAUCAAAUUAUUUAGACGUCACUGUUUUCAAAAUAUAUGAUGAGAUUACUUCUAAUGUAUACAAACUUUGUCUAAUAUAAUGUAAAGUAAUUAAAUGAACAUUGAAGACCGAUUAUUAUUUGUGUUUAAAAUAUUUCUUAAAAAACUAAUCGAUCAUUUUUAUUGACCGUUAAAAAUAUUUUUAACUCUCACGACCCUAUUGAAAGUAAAUUAGAAAUACAGUUUAAUAUAGUAAAAUACAUUAUUUCGUAUGUAUAAAUUAGAGAGUAAUUUAGUUAAUGUAUCGGUAUGCAACGAUAAAUCAUUGUUAGUGAAAAAUAAUUCUGACCGAAUUUUGGUUAAACGUGUUUUGAAAUGCUGUGAUUUGUAUAAUUUUUGUUCAAAUUUAAGAUAAUUGUUUAGUAAUAUAAUAAGGAGAACAAAUUAAGAAGAGUGCCUACUACCGGUUUCCGUAUCACCGGACUACCAGUCUUCAUAUCUCGUUUUCACUUAUUAAAUUCAGAGUAUGAUGAAGGAAAUUUUAAAGUUAUGUGUUUUUUUACUAAAAAAAAAUUUUUAGCACAUGUUUUAAAAUUAUUAUUUAGUAAAACUUUAUGUUAAACUGAAUACGAAUCGAUCUAUAUAGUAGGAUAUAUUUUUGAAUACAGUUUUCCUAAAAAAUUGCAAGAGUAGAUUCCAGAACUCGUUAAAAAAAAUGUAUGGUUAACUGUAUUUCAGCCAUAUGCGUGUAUAUACUUCAUCCGCAGGUUAUGCAAUUAGAAAAAUAGGGUCUCAAGAUACAAUAUAAUUGGAUCCCUUCACAAAUAUAUAAUUAAAAAAUCACACCAAAUUUAAUCAUGGUGGUUUAUAUUAUGUACUCUAUGAAUUAAAUAAAUAAUAAUAAUAAAUAAAUAAAAAAAAAAAAAAAAAAAAAAAAAAAAAAAAAAAAAAAAAUAAAUGUAAACGUGUUUUUCACGUAAAUUAAAGUAUAUGUAUAUUGAACAAUUUUGGGCGCCAUCAUGAAUAUACACAGACCAUAAUGCAGCGACCCCGUGUGCUUUUAUCGCUUAUAACUUACUGCAGAAGUAGACAUAAAUUGUAUUUUAAUAUAUGGUUAGCUGGUUGUUCUAACCUACUGGAUAGUAUAAUAAUUUAUUACAUGUAGGUAGUUAAUAAUAAUGUAACGUAUAAAAGUUUUUAACAUGCAUAUAUAACUACUUAAUAAUUGUUUCAAAAAUAAUCUUUUCACAUUCGGUGUAAAUAGAAAAUUAUUUUAAUAAUGUGAAUUAAAAUGUUAGGAUCAGAGUUAACCAUUAUUUUAUAGGAUUUUAAGUUCGUUACUAUCCAAACCUGCAGUCUUAUUUCUGUAACAUUGAAAUGAUUAUACCUACCGAAUUUUCAAAUAUCAACCAGAAUAAGGCCGCUUAUAAUAUAUUUUUGAAUAAUUGUUAAAAUAUUGAAUAUGUAUAAUAUACCCACUUAACAUAAACAUUUACAGUUUCCCUAUAUAAAGAACAGCUGUUGUUUACACUAAAAUAUAAAAUAAUUUACAGGUAAAAUAUUUUUUUUACAGCAGAAGUAAUUGAAUCGUUUUAUAAUUACAAUGAAUGGAAAUUUGUUUAGCUGAAAAAUAAUAACUAAUAAUUGUAUUCAGUAUAAUAUUGUGACGACGCGGUGUACGUAUAAUAAUGUAUUUUCUGUGACAAUUAUAAAUAGUAUAUAACUUGCGAGGACGUCGAUUUAAUGAAUGAAUAAUAAAUCCGUAUAAUUUGCAAAUAAAUCAUUAAUAAAGAAUACCUAAAACUCAUUAAUAUUAUUAAAAAUUUCGCACAAAGACCUACCAAUUUUAUAGAAAUAUUUUAAAAUUGCAAAAAAUAAAAAUAUAUAUUUAAACAAAGAUAAUAUAAAGUUUGUGUUUAUAAUAUAUAAUAUGUAAUUACUAAUAAAAUGAUAAAAUAUAGUUUAUUAUAAUUUAUAGGAAUCUAAGAAAUGUUGAUAUACAAUUAUUGAAGAUUUAAUCGCACUUUUUUUUAAAUUUAAGAUCGAUAAUACUAUGUCAAAUCAAUAAAAUAGUGUAAAUAUAAUAAUAAUACUGUAUUCAAAUCAAAUAGAAAUUAUCAAAAUAAUAUUCUAAACUUUAAAGUGGCUAUAUAAUAUUUUAUAUUGUAUAAAAUUAAAAUUAAGUUAUAGCAAGGUUUAGCAAUUGUUGAGUUCUAAAAGGCUAGGUUGGGUUUAUAAAAUAUAUUUUUUAGAGUACCUAUGUGUUUUUUAUAAUUUAUACUUCACUCAUUAUGAUAAGAGGUAGCUUUUUAGUAUAAAUCUUAUGUAAUACAGAAUUUUUUAAGUAUAAUAUAAUUUACUUCGAUGCACUGCAGAAAAAUUAGAGUGAAAAACUAAAAGAAAACGUUUCAAUUAAAAAUUUGAAAAUAACGAUAUAACAAUAUACUCGUAAAUACGAUUUAUGAUCCAAUCUGACAGCUAUAACACUGAACGACCCCUCGAGUAUCAAAAGAAAAUGCCGAGCACAAACGGCUGAUGGUUCAUUUUUCUUACAAGAGACAAAAAUAACUUUUAUAAAUGGCGGCCGGAAAUUGUCUUAAUAAUGAGAUAACAUAAUGAAUACUUAAUAAAACAUUUGAUUACUAACUAAAAAUAAUAAGAAAUUAUAUAAAAAAAAAUCAAAGAAACUCAAGAUGCGGCAACUGCAUCGUUUAAAAAACUUGACCUUUUAACGAGUAGCCCUCGUAUGGUCGUAAAUAGCUUUCUAUUCAUUUUCCUUAGUGUAUAUUCACGUUUUUAUCAUUAAUAUCUACUUAAAAAGUGAAUUUUUUAACAAUUACUUACUCUAAAAACAAUGUAUCAAGAAAAUGAAUUUAUUUAAAAAAAAAAACGAAAAUUUUUUUUAUAUUUUAUUAGAAUUUAUCGAAUAUUGCAUUGUUCUGUGCUAUAUUUCCUCCAAGAUUACAAAAGUAACGGAUUGUAGUUUAAACAUUAUUAUAUACUAUCUGUAUCUAAUAAUAUAUUAUUUUUUAAUAUAAUAAUAAUGUAUAAAUAAAUACGUUUCAGUUGAAAACAAAAUAAUCGAGUCUACAUGGCCGUUAGGAAAUUACCAUUUAAACAAUUAUUUUAUUAUUCACCGUGCGUUAAACAUUAUGUAAUUUAUGACACUAACUUGACCGACCUCGAAUACGCUUCGUAACACCUGAUCAAACCGAAAGCAUAGAAUUUUCCACUGUAUGCAAACGCUGACUUAAAAACGUAAACCCGAUAAAAAAAAAAACUGUUGCAGCUGAUUAAAUAAACCAUCGUAUCAAAAAAAAAAAAUUAAAAAUACGUAAUAAAUGAUGACAUUUUUUUUUAAAGUUGGGAAAAUUGAAUAUUGAAAUAAUAAAAUAGUUAACAGAUGAAAAUAUUACAAUAAUGGAGGCAAAAAAGGUAUCUAAAGUCAUAUAAAAUAUACAACUGUAGUAUACUCGUAUACUAAUACGAGUAUAUAGGUAAUACUUUGAAUGAUAUCGUGCAAAAAAUAAUAUUAUGUUUAAAGAUGGAUAAUUCAUUGAUGAGACAUCACGAUAUAACGCGAUGUCUUAAUAUUAAAACUUCUAUAUUUCUAGAUUUGUUACUCAACGUAUUUUUAUAUACUAUAAAAACGUUUGUUUAGCUAUUAGUUACUACAAAUUGUUUUGAUUAUCUUAAAUGAUAUUCUAAUAAUAAUUUGUUUUUUAUUUAUUUAUUGAAUACACGCCCGAGGGUAUAGGUACAGUUAAUUAAUGAUUAAUACAUUAGAUACUUGAACAUAUGAUAAAUACAAUUAUGAUGAGUAAACAGAAUGAGAUUUAACAAUUAAGGAAUGACAUACUAAAUUUUAAACAAAAUAAUAAAUGAUAAACUUAAAUUUAGAGAUGAGAAUUAUAUUUUAAGAUAAUUGAGUGAAUUGUUUUGGAAAAAAUAUUAUUUCAAAGUCUUCCUUUUUAUUAUUAUUAUUUUUUUUUAUAUAGCCUCAACUAUUUUAUUUGAAACUGUGUUAUAGAAAUAUAAAUGUGUAUAAAAUAAAUAAAUUGUCUAUUGACAAUAAUUUGUUCUGAAGUAUAUUCUAAAUUAUAAUAUUUUUUAAAUAGUUAAACCUAGACAAUACAAUUCAUUUAAUAUUUUGAGUGUUUUUUGGACUCUAAAUUAUCGUUAUUAGUUAUUAAAUGAAGAUUGCAAUAUAUGCGGCUUUAAUGUUAUGAUCGGUAAUGUCAUCGGUAUACUACUCUUGUGAAUAAAAAAUUAACAUUAUAUUAUGUUAUUAUGUUCCACUUCAAAAGAGAAUCUAUUUGUAAUAUAGUACCUAUGGUAUUAAGCAUAUGAUUAUAUUUCCAGUUAAAUAAACUAAAAAUUACUAUAUUUUUUUUUUCAAUUUGUAAAUUUUACAUUUGCCAUAUUUUUAUAUUUACAAAAUAUAGUGCUGAACGUAACACUUUUAAGUUUAUUUAUUUAUUAUAUUAAUUAUAAUAUUAAUGCCUUCCAUUUUUUUUUUGGCUAUUACUCGCAUGUUGUGCUUUUCACUCUAGUAGGCGAAAAAAUUCUCCGUAGAAACUCCUGCACUUUUAAUGGACACGUCAUCAUGUGGAAUUAAUAAUAAAAAUAUUACCUAUCUAUAUACGACAUAGUAAACGAGUGUAUAUAUAUAAGGACUCGUAAUAUAAAGACUAAUAAAUAAAUAAAAUAAUAUUUGUUUGAGAAGUUUGAGAAAGUUUUGUAUUUUAUUAACGAAAAGUAUAGAAAAGACGAAAAAUGCUGAACUAGAAAGGUUGUACAUUUGUACAACAAACAAAAUAUCUGAAUGUUUAUAAUGGUACAACCAUACAAAACAAUUGGGAAUGAGCUGACCAUGCCAUGUUUGACGCGUUGAUGGAAAUCUCUCAAAAACUUAACAAAAAAGCGACCAAGAGGAAGAUGCCACCUUGUGGUUAGAAAUAAGGUAAGAAAAUAUCUCAGAUAUUGACGAGUCAAUGGAAAUAGAAAAUGUACUGGUUUAUUUUAAGAUGUAGGUGCUUGGUAGAAGCUUGCAAAAGGUCUCAUGUGGUCAGUCCAUCGAAAAAAAUAAAUAUAGAAAAUACCCCAAAUUCCUAACAAAAAUUAUUCAAAUAUUGAUCGAAGUUAAUAUAUUAUAUUAUAUAAUAACUUGUUACAUAAAAAAUGUACAAGUUUUCGUUGAAUAGCACUGAUGAAUAGCUAUAGACAAUAAGAUGAGUACAUAUUAUAAUUGAAUAUUUUAGAUUCUAAGCGCAAUGAGGAAUGUAUUGAUAUUACUAUGUGUCGGUUUUUUUUGUGUCUGUUAACAUUGCAACAGAUAUUUUUACUAGAAAUCUUGCUGUUAUGAAGCGUUGCAAUUUUUGUCUAAUUGAGGCAUUGAGGUAAUAUUUAAAAUAAUUGGGAUUAUAUGGGAAUAUGUAUGCGUUAUUUUCGAUUUUCUUAAAUGAUCACAGAGUAGUCGUACUUAACAGUCCAAAAUUUCAUAUUAACAAUUAAUGUAUUUUGUUGUACUACAACGGUGGCACACCGGCCAGCAGUAUCAGUUAACUUGAUGCCAAUAAAAUCUAUUUUAUAAUAGGUAAUAUAUUUUUUUUAACUGUCUAUUGAUGAACGGCAGCCGUAGUACCGAUUUACCACACCACUCAACAAAAUUAAAAAAAAUGUAAAUGUCCGUAAACAUAAUCUGAAAUUCACUCAAAACAGUUUCUAAGUAAAAUAUACCGUUUAGUACUAUACAGCUGACGUGUUUAUCCUCCCAUAAAUCUACCUUAGUAGCGAAGUCCAAUAAUAAAACAUUAUUCAGCAGACAUGUUUUUUUUUUUAUUUAACAUUUUAGGUUUAGGAUGGAUUGAUAAAUACGUAUUGGUUUCGCAACAGGUUUUUAUUUUAUUCUUAUUACCGGGGGUUACUUCACACAGAUUAACUUUAUACAUCAGUGUCUCAAAUGAUAAGAAAUGAUAAUCAGAUAGUUUUUGAGUGAACAAAAAUGUAAAAAAUCCUAUUGCGUAUAAAAAAAAUAAAAUAAUAAUAAUACGUACAACAAAUUUUAAAAUAAAUAUUUGAAAUUUCAGCUGAAAUUGCUUUUGGUAGGCUAAAUCGAUACUUGUAAAUUAAACACAAUAAUCUCCUUAGAAUAAUCCAUUUUAGCCACUCCCGUUAUCUAAAUAAAUUUACCCUUAUAAUAAAUAAGACAUUAUAUUGAUCUAAAAAAGUUGCAUUGAGAUCAAAAAUUGUAAAAUUUCCAUAAGCAUAAUAUGACGAGAAAUUUACAUUGAUUUAACGGUUUGGCUAUACAGGCUUUGGCUUACAAUGGUCGUAGAGAAAGUCAUUAAUUUGUACAACAUAAAUUAAAAUAAUAUUAUUUCGCAUUUGAAUUAUACUACAAUAAUAUUCUAUACGAUUAACCGGCGUAUUUAAAACUUUUUAUACAUUUUUUUUUUCUUACGGACAUAAUAAUAACUUAUUUACGAUUUAAAAUGUUUAAUGCUUUGCAAGAUUAAUUUAAUUCAGAAGAAAGUAAUAAUAAUAAUAAUGCUGUCGUUACUGUCUAUCGCACACAAAUUAAAAAUAAAAAGGAACACAAUAUUACACACUCUUUACCAAAUUAAAUUUCUAGGUUAACAUUUAGUUUUAUACACGUACAAACCUGUUAUGCAAUUUUAAAAAGGCAACGAUAUAAUAUUUAAGUUUUGACCGGGUCCGCAUUAAUAAUUAUAUAGCAUUCUAUAACUUUACAACGAGAAACGUUAAAUAAAUAAAAUCGAAUUUGUACAAUGUAGAUAAAAUAUAACAAUAAUAAGUACCCAAUAGGCGGAUAUAAUAGAUAGUUAUUAAAAAUUAUACCAAAUCCAUAAAAUGUAACGAUCGAAAAAUCAAAUCAAGACAUAGAAAAAAUAAAAAAAAUAAAAAAUGGUUUCUUUUUGAAUUUUAAGUUCGGUGAAAUAUCAAUUCUAUUAUAUUAUUAUAUAUACAUAUAUAUGUAUAAAUUAUGUUAACCUAGAAGUGACGGCGUAAUAAAGUAUAUAGAGCGUAAUUUUGCUAUGCACUAAAAACAUGACGUGUUAUACAGAUAUAUUUAUAUUAUUAUAAACCGCAAAUCGCUGUAGGUACACCAGGCACUGCGUUUGUUAGAAAAUGAUCUUAACAAUAUUAAAAAAAUUGAAGUAUUUUUUUUUGCACCUACACAAUAUUACAACAGCAUGCAAUAAUGAACAUAAUACCUACUAUACCUACUCUUCGCGCACAUGAACACAAACACAUGUAUACCUAUUGUGUUUGCCUAUACCUGCCGUAUAUACAACGAAAACUAUGUACGAGAAAAAAGAGGAUUUUUAUUUUUGGUUAAGCAUGAGUAGCGAAAAAAAUGGUAAUAGGAUCGAUACCUAUAUAAACUGCACAGUUGUUGGUCCGAAUGAGGUCAUUGUUGACCGUAUAUCAUUUCUCUGGGGAAUCACAUAAAAAUACAUUAUAAAUACAACAUGAUAUGGUAUUCACAAUGGUACUAUUAAUGUCGGAAAACAUGCAUUUUUGCGUAAGGUACCUAUAAAAGUAAAAAAUGUUUCAUUUUUAUUUGUCAAAAGUUGAAAAAAACGAGUUAAUUGUACAUGAUUUUAUAAUAAUUAUAAGUCGAUAAAUUAUUAUACUUCAAGAUAAAAGUAUUUUAGAUGCUUUCAAUAUAAUUUGAAAGUCGGACAAGCGAGUCUGUCUUAAAAAUUCGGUACAAACUAUCUAUUUUGUAUACCAAUAAUCAUGGUUUGGAUACUUUUUUUUUAAGCGAUUAUUCUAUAUUAAGUCAAACAAGCGUGUAUAUUGUUAGCCCCUAUAUUUAAUUAUAUAGUAUUUUUAAUGGAAGUCUAUAUUAUUAACGUACUACAAUUAUUAUCAAGUCGAAUAUUAUCGCUGAUAAAAAAGAGUUUAUAAUGAAAUAAUAAAUGUAUAUAAUAUACAAAUUGAACGAUACCAUAAAUAGGUAACGUUUAUAUCCUAUAUUAUUGUUUAUGAACAUAUUAUAAACGUGCAUCAAAAAAAAAAAAGGAUACAUCUAGGUGUGUUUAAAUCGAAGUUUGUAGUAUGAACAGGUUCAUCCCACAAGUAUAAAAACGUUAAGUUUUUUAAGGUGUGAUUAUUGAAUUGUCAAACAUUAAAACGUUCAAUAAGCUUGUGUAUGCAUCAAGUAAGUUAAUACGAUUUUACUACAAAAUAAUUCAAUAUAUUAUAUUAUGUUAUAUUGCAUUAAGAUUUGUAAAAUUAUUGUAACUAUCAAAUAUCAAAAUGUUAAUAAUUAACACAAGCAAAUUUAAUCUAAAAUAAUAUGAAUAUUAAUUGCACAUGAACAGUAUGACAAAAAUAUGAACGUUAAAAUAAAAUUGAUUAACUACCUAGUUUAUCUUAUGUCAAGUAUUUAAUAACUGCGGUAUGUUUAAAUUACGAAGGGGCGUUUAUAUCGUUACAACUAACAGAUGUGAACUUAAUCGAUAUUUUAUAGUAUUAACCAAAUUGUGAAAAUAUAAAUUUUUAUUAGAGAGAAAAAACUCCACUAAAAUGAGAUAUUUUACGCACGAAAAUAUUAAUAAUAGUACUGAAUAUAAGUAAUAUUAUUCAGUAAUAAUAUAACUGAAUUCUUACUGAAUACAGAUUGUAUAGUUCUGUAGAAAAUUAUUUUCCGUUUUCAUUCUAGAAAACCAAGAAGAAAUUACCACCGUUUAUAUUUAAAUUCUAAGCAAUAAACAUAAUUAGUAUUGUAUAGGUAUAAGAUACAAUAAAUAAAAACCUAAAGCUAAUCCAAAGUAUAGCGAAUAUGAGAAUUGAGACAGAUUCAAACAUUUAGUCUGUAUGUUUUUAGUAGGUACCUACCUACAUUUUAUAAUAAUUGUAUUAUUAAAUAGUAGAUACAAAAUUAAAAACUAUGUUACCGUUGAAGAAAAUACCCGUGGGUUAGGUUGGGUACGUGUGAUGUUAAAAUACGCUGGCCUGUACGUGUAGGCAUCGCGUGGGAAGAAUCUGUAGGAAUCAGAAUUCUAAAUCAAAUCCUACUGAUUUUUCACGAUACCUACAUGAAGAUAGUUUAACCCAUUAGAAAAUGUCAAAUAAAUUUUAAAAAUUUAAAUAAUCACAUAAAUAGCCAUAACAACACUAUGCAAUAUUCGUACACCAUAAUGUUAAUAAAAUCAUAACAGAUAAGUAGUAUUAAUGAAUAAUAUUUUAUUUUUAUUUGGAUCAAAGUUAAAUACGUUUUUUUUGGAGCAGUACACAAACCAUUGCAAAAAAAUAAAAAAACACGACACGCUAAUUGCAUAGUUUAACAAUAUUAUUGAUAUUAUUUGAAUUUGAAAUUCGUUGAGUAAAAGUAAUUCAAAAGAACCUCGCUUAUUAAUUCAUAAAUCUAAUUUUUUAAUUUCGCACAAUUAGGUUACAAACACAAUUUUAAAAUUUUAAAACAAAAUGCACAGGUACCUAUAGGUUUCCGUAUUUUCAUACCGAAAAAUAAUCCAUAAGUAAAUCACCGCCAAUAAUAAAAUCGAUACACUUACCUAGAAUAAUUGGAUGUUAAAAAAAUUACAUUACGGGAACUGCAAACACCGCAGUGAAAUAUUGUGAGUAUUAACGUAUUAUAUUUCUCAUAUAACUGCAGUUGUAUAUUAUAUUCUUAAACGUAAAAAUGCUAUUAUGUGGUAUAACAUGAGAAAAUAUAACACAUAAUAUUUUUUAUACAUACCAUCGUAACAAUGAACAUUUCAUUCAAACCAAAAGGUAUUAUAAAACGUGUUUCUAUCUUAUACCUAUACCGAUGAGUAAUAAAAUAGGUGACAUAAACAUGAAAGCAUCUAGAAAACGAUUUCCUUUUGUGUCUAUUGCUAGAUACCUAUUUAUUAUUAUUUGGUUAUUAUAACAUAAAAUAUUAUAUAAAUCGUGGAAAUAGGUACCGUUAAGUUUUACAAAUAUUUAAUUGUUACAUGAAAAAAAAUGUUUUUAUAUAAUUAUAAAACCAUACCGUACACAACAAAUUUAAUCAAAAGGGCAAUGGUUUGGACGUGCGAGGAAAAAGAAUAUCUACGCAAUCAGAGAGGUUAUAGAAUGGAGACCGACGAGUAAAAGGCCAAGGGUCGAGACGUCCAGAAAGUGUUGGAUCGAAUUAAAGAACACCCGGUGAAAAUGGGAAAUAUUGAUCGGAAUAAUAGAUAGAUGUGGAAGGAAGUUAUAUUGACGGUUUAUGUUCUUGAAGAAUUGUUAAGCUAGAGAGAAAAAUAAAAACUAUAACAUCUUUUGUAAAUAAAUUAAAGUUAAAAAUUAUGCAUUCAAAAUAAUUACAAUGCCUGCAACAAGAAAAUAUUAUUAUAAUACACAAUGUUAUUGAAACAAAAAAAAAAAAAGUGUGUGUGCGUAGUCAUUUGCGUUUCAUAUAAUGAUCCCUAUACCCAUCUAGAACUAUUGUGUAAAUUCAUAAUUAUUCGAAUAUUAUACCUACCCAUGUUACCAAGACUACAGCCAACUAAUUUCUGAAUAUAAUGAGCGAGUGUGUACCUAACUAAAAUUCAUACGACACCGAGGACGAAGCGUGAAAUGAAACUUCUGAAAUGUCGUUAUCAGAAAAACUAUAUAUAGUGAACAAUAAUAAUGGUUUGGCUUUAAACAAAAUAUUCAUAUUUUUUUUUUUUUCUGAUCUUUACUUAGCAUAUACGAGGUACGUGACAACUUGGGUUAAUAUAUUAUGAUAAUUAUAAAAUGUCAACUCUUGUGAUUUACUAAUCGUUCUCGUGAACCAAUAACGAAAUUACAGAAAGUAGGCCCGUCUAGCGUUAAUUAUGCAACCAAUUUCAAAUACGUCGUCGUCGGUUCAAUGGUUUUUACUUAUUUUAAUAGGUAAACUGCGUAAAUUAUAUGCCCAUGACCACCAGUUACCCACACCACCUACAAUAUCGAAAGGAUUUUCCAACUUUUUUUUUUUUUUUUAAAUGAUUUGAAAAUUGAUCGCAGUUCUCUGCACUAUAGGUUGAAUAGUCCUUGAAAUUAAAUUUUGUGAAAAAAAAAAAAAGGAAGGGGGAAAUUUAACAAAAUCCUUGAACUAUAUAAUGGUACACAGUAAAAUUAUCUAUUACGGUAUUACCUUGUGCGUUUCCGUAGAUUUAUCAGGGGAUACGUAUACUGUGCGCGCGCGCAAAACAUAAUUUGUUUUCGCAAAAAAAAAAGAUGUAAAAUAAUAGUAAUAUCGAUUAAUUUGAGUAUUGAAACUCUAUAGAAUUUGAUUCAGUUCAGUAACGGUGUGAAAUAUACACAGAAACAAUGAAAUAUCCGCCGCGUUCGAACACUUCAAUUCGGUAUUGUGUGCUUAUAUAGAGAUGUAUAGGCAAGUAUAUUAUACAGGCUUAAUAUACACCACGGCCGCAGUACAACGACGGUUAAUCGUGAUUUUUUUCAUGCGAAAAACAAUUCGGAAAACCGGCAAAUGUUACAUACAUAACUCGCAGCUGCCGCGUGAUAAGCCCGGAAAGAUUGAUUUUUUGAAAAUUCGAUAAACGUCAACUAAAAAAACAAACGCAGCUAUACAACUCCUGCCGCAAUAGGUGUGCCCGUGCCAAUUACUAAUGCACGCUCGCGCCCGAUAGGUUAAUAUGUCAACGACACGGUAGGUUACGACACACACGCGUACGGGGUGUUUUCGUAACGCCGCGUAAAAAAAACGGUAUAAAUAUCGCGUACGAUAUUAUUGAAAUAAUACGAACACAUUGUACCGGUGUACCCGCCAUUACACGACGUUUCCUAGAUAUUUUCCGAAAACGCGUACGUGUUAUUAUUGCAAUAGGUCGAGAAUUUGUUUACGGCAACUCGGGUCACCCGCCGACCGCGAGUCGCGAGCGCAGUCGUACGCGAUUGCGAAUUUAACACUCUGUCCCCGGCAGAGAACGACGCACUCGCAAUAUAAUAAUAAUAAUAAUACGACAAAUAAGUUCGGAUAAUAUUAUAUUACUGUCCACAUUAUCUUCGACCGUUAUAAUAUAAUAUUCGGUUUUCGCCAAUUAACCACACUGCCGGAGCACCGUUACGGGACGGACAAAGACGGUUUUUUUUUUUUUUAAUAGUAAUAAUAAUUUGUAUGCUACACGCGCAUCGCGCACCGUUGCAGUCGGAAUAAAGUUCUAAUCUCGUUCUGAUGUUGUAUUCAAUUAACGCAAUAACUGUAAACCUAUUACAAUACAUAAAAUAUUAAUUAAUAUUUAACGUACAUUUAACGCGAUUAGUGACCCCGUGCCGCCAUAAAAAAGAAAAUAAUACAAUAUCAAUUGUAGUUCAUUUAUAAUUGGUAUACGCGCGUUAUUCGCGGGAUAAAACUCUGAAAAUACGCGAAAAAAAAACCCGGAUAACUGUAGCAAUAUUUUUUUAAAAAAAAAAACGACCGGUUAACGAUUCAUAGCGAUAUAUUUAUCAUCUCGACAGGGGGAAUUCGAAAUGUGUUUUGCGAUACACGUAUCGCGAUCCGCGAAAUAGCGUUACAUUUUUUUUAUACGCUCCGGCAGAACACUCGCGAUAAUAUCGUCGAUAAUUCGACGAGAGACUGCAGCAGUGUUAACAAUAAUAAUAAUUACCCGUUGUAGUGUGUAGGAAAAAAAAAAACAAAAAAAAAUCGAUCAAAUUUACCAUUGUACGAUCCGGCCGUCAGAUCGCCGUCGUCCAUCGCGAAACGCUACAACAAUAAUAUUAAUAUCGCCGUCGGGACGUUUACCGAAUCCGCGGACAUGGCACUAUCCUCGUGCGUCGUGCCUACGUACGGUUACCGAAACGACGGGAUAAUAUCCGUUUUUGGCCGGCGCUAUAAAUGUCGCGGGGGAGAAAGAGGUAAAAAAAAAAAAACAAGAAUAACAAAAAUAAAUAAAUAAAUCCCUAUCGACGUCGCGGGGCGAAUUUCAAAAACCGAGCAACGGCGGAAUACGGGCGCGAACGCUGAAAGUACGUGGUCCGUUCAAUGACCGGCGAUGACUGCGAGACCGCUAACGACGCCGUGCGCUACGACGACAAUGCCCCCGUCGCUGCGCCGCGUAUCGGCGGCGGUUCGGUUUGAACAUCCAGAAGCGCGUCGGAGUACCGAAUGCGUCCCGUUUACCGCGCGACGUGUAUUUUGCAAUUUCGGCGAACAAUAACGGUUGACAGAGAUAAAAAAAAAAAAACGCCGACCCGCGCCGGCCGUUUCGGCGAACGAACGCGGGCAAAACCCGUGCGCGAUGCGCGUUUUAACGAGCGGGCGCCUGCGACAAGUACGGGCCCGGUAUAUCCGUUCGCAAAAUGUACACGGCGGGUUCGCGACGAUUUUUUGGCGUUCGGGUGGUCGGGGCCGCGCGCGUGCACGCGUCGUCGGUUCAAACGAAAAUUCAUAAUAAUCCGGAAACGCGUAAUUUUAUCGGGGGUAAUAGGUAAACGGCGUUUCGAUUACGUGAGCCGCCGCCGCUCGAGUAUUGAUAUUAAACGGGUAUAAUAUCCAAUAUCUAUCCGUGCACACGAAAUCAACGAUGUGACGAAUGACAAGCGAAUUAAAAUAUUUUAGCAGGUACACCUAACCAAGUCGCCUGUCAUAGUCGAGUCGGUGAAUUUGAAGGAAAUCGUGUGUACUAAUAUUAUAAAGACCACUUCUCUCCCUUUCACUUUCCCUUUGUUCAAUUAAUGAUAUACACUUUGAAAAAUACCCACCUACCUACAAAUUCUCACAUGAUAUCUUUUAUUUGUAAAUCAAGUUUAUUUAUACAUUUCAUUCAAACGAAAACAAUAAUAAUCAGGGUUAGAAACGUACAAUACAGUAAUAUAUACACAUAUGCAUUUAUAUAUGUAACACAUAAAUAAUUAUUUUUUAUACGGCUGCAUUGAGCAAGUUAUCGGGGAAAAUUUGUUAUAUUAAUUGUUAUUAAGUGUAGAAAGUUAUGUUUCAUUCUGAUCGUUAAUUAUAAGUUAGGUCCAUUUUUAUUAAUAAUUAUUAUUAAUUACAUUAGUAGGUAUUUUACAUUUUUAAAUAAUGAAAAAAUAUAUUUGUUUUAAAUUUAAACGAAUUCACCAAGAUUGAGAAUGAUGAGAGGAUAGCUGGUGCAAGUGGGAGCGAGUUGAAGUUUAAAACAUGGGUCGCUGCGCCCAAAUAGUUGGAACGAAGAUGUAGGAAAAGAAGAAUAACGUGAAUACUGGAUAAUAAUAUAUUUCAUAGGAAAAAAAUGUAUAUUAUGUAUUAGUUGUUACAUAGUCUAAUAUGAGCUGUACUAUACGUUAUAGUAUAAAACGUUUUAUACACAUAUACAGGGUGUCCAACAAAGAUAUACCCAUUGUAAUAUCUCAAGAGAUAAUAAAGAUAAUUAAAUUCUUUUUUUUUUUUAUUAAUCACAAAGAUGAGGACUAAAAGUAUUUAUAUUUCAAUUAAUUUUUCAUGUUUUAAAAACAUAAAGUAAAAAACUUAAAAAAUAACUUUUUAUAACCAUUUUAUAGAGUUUUAUUCUUCUGAAAACGUUAACGUUUGAAUUUUUUAUUUUAACUAAAUUCGUGAUUUUUAAUAAUUUUUUUUAAAUUCAGAGAAAAGUAUAUAUAAUUAUGCAGUAGACUGUAAUCCCAUUCACUAAUUUAUUAUUAUGGCUAAUUGAUUGUACAAUUUUUUUCCUUGAACUUUAAAAAAAUAUUAAAAAUCUCGAAUUUAAUGAAAAUAAAAAGUUGUUACGUCAACAUUUUCAAAAAUAAUAAAACAAAUUUGUUAUUUUUAAGUUUUUUUACCAAGACAUAUAUAUAAAAAAUAGUUUGAUUAUCUUUAAUAUCUCCGGAGAUAUUAUAAUGGGUACCUAUAUCUUUUUGCGACACUCAGUAUAACCAACCCUAAUAAUAAUUUUAAAAAUUUAAUAUUAUACAAUAUAUUGAAUAAAAUACAAUUGUAGAAGUAAACUUUAAUAAAAUUUAGAAAAAAUAAUAUAUUUAUUAUAAUGUAUAUAUAUACAUAAAAAAAAAUUUGAUGUUUAAUCUGACACUAGACAAGUUUUUACUAGGAUGUUAUUGAUUGGACAACUCCCUUGUUAUUUAUUUAACUAAUUUUGAGUGAAAAGAGAAAUGUGUAAUUAUUUUUUCUGCGGAUCCACAGUUUGGGAAACGCUGACGAUUCAUUUUAUUAUAUUUUAACAUUCAUUUUCAUAUAGGUAUUUACCAUUAAUUGUUUUAAAUUAAAAUAUAAAGAUUAAUAAUGAAUUACAAAAAAAAAAAAACAUGUCUAAUUAGAUUUUAGUAUAUGUAUAUAUGUAUGUACAUACAUAUACCUGAGUGAAUGAGUGAAAUAAAUAAAUAAAAUUGUAUCAUACAAAACUGCACACCAAAUUAAAUAAGUAGGUAACUGAUAACAAAGUUGUAGAUUCUGUCAGUAUAUGAUAUGAAUUUUCAAUACAUAAAUAAACAAAUUAUAAGGCUUAUUGGAAUAUCUAUUAUAUCUAAUUCAAUUGGAGUUGAUAGAUUCUGAGGAGGAAGGUACACUAAUAACUUGACACCUAUUAAAUCCUAUUGAUCCUAUUAAAUUUGAUCAAUUAUAAUUGGUAUAAUGGUCAGAAAGUCAUAUAUUUUAUUUGUACAGUAAGGUUGUCAGUAGGUUUUAUAUUUUACUGGUAGGUGUAGGUGCCUAAAUUAUUAUAGAACUUGAAAUAAAUAUAAUUAUUAUAGUAUUUAAUCAAGCAUAAAUAUAUAUAUAUGUAUAUAUUUUUUUUCAUAAUAGGUAUUUAAGUGGUGCAAUCUGUUAAAUUUAAAUGUUCAUAAUUAUAAUGUAACACCAUACAAAAUCUGACUGCUAAUUAUUAUGAAUAUAAGUAAAAUUUUCCUAAAUUGGCAAAAAAAAUAUAUUACAAAUUAUAUAGUAUAGUAUAAAUUAUAAUUCUAUAUCAAUUAUUAAUUGAGAGAAAGGCAUAUUAUUAAUGAUCAUUAUAACAGGAGAUUUUCUGCCCUAAUAAGUAAGUAUAAUAUUUCACGUUUGUAUUACAAUUUUAAAGAAAACAAAACAACAUAUUUCCAUAUUUAUUUUAGUCUACUUGCCAAACUAUCAAAUAAGUUAUUAUAUUAAUACAUCUCUCAAAGAACUUACUAUACCUUUACAGUGGAAUAAGCAAAAUAAAUAAGGACUUUAAGAACUUACCAUGUAUAUUGUAUGCUAAAAAAUAAUUGUUGACAAGCAAUUUUAACAUUAAAUGUUGAUUACACAGACUACAGAUAUUUAAGGCAAUGUGAAUUAAGUUUCCCAAUCAGAUACUUGGUAGUAAAUACUAGUAAAAACAUUGAAAUACAUUAAUAAUUAUAAUAUUAUAAAAAAAAACUGUUUGCAUUAGUUUAACAUACUGGUAGACAUGAGAAAUAAUAGCAAGUAGCUAAGGUAUAUUAUUAAGCAUCUAAUUAUAGGUACUAUUAACCUAAGAUUUAAGAAUAUUGGAUCAAAUUAAAUUAAAAAUUGUCUUAUCUACUGUAGGUUAGUAUUUUAAAAUUGUAUGUUUACAAAAGUUAUAUAAUAGUUAUUUAUUGAAUAAUUAAUCACUUAUUUAUACAAUUUUAAGAAUUAUUUUAAUACAUAAAUUAUUAGAAGUUUUGACAAUGGUAUUAUAUUCAAUUUUGAAUAUUGAUAAUUAUUAUCUAAUCUUUUGGUUUUUUAAAAUUAAUUAAACAGAUAAAAAAAAAAAUAAGGUCCAAAAAUAGAAUCAGUAUUCUAUUUCAUGAUUGUAUCAUUGUAAAUAAACAUAUUAAUCCAAACAAAAUUGGGCACAUUACAUAUUUAAUUUAACGUUACACAUUUAAUGAAUUUAAUGUAAAAAAAAAAAAAAUCAAGUAUUUUAUGUGAUAGAACAAUGAUCAUGAAUUCAUUGUUCCUUAUAGUUUGACAAUGUUUGUCUUUUUAGUAAAACAAUAAAUAUGGUUCUAAAUUGUUGAUAUUUUUAAAAGAAAUAAUCAAAUUAAAUCCAAUUUUAUUUAUGUAUAGUAAUACCUAAAUAAUUUAAAAAUAUAUAGAUAAUUCAUACCACUCUAAACCUUAAAGUUAAUUUCUAUUUUUAGUCUAAUAGGUACGAGAUAAUAUCAUAGAGUAUAGGUAAUUAACUACUAUGGAUAAUGGACAUUCUAUACAUAAUAUCAUCCUUUUAAUAACAUGGGGCAUGAAUGAGGAUUUCAAUCAACAAUUUGUGAAAAUUGUUUUUUUAUUAUACAGUUCAAAAAAUAUUUUUUCCAUUCUAAUGCAUAAUCUAACAUGUUUUUUUUAAAAUUGACUUUUCGUUUCCUAAAAAGUUUAUAACUACUUAUUGAUCAAGCCUUUCUCACACACACCCUUAAAUUAUCUAAAUAAUAACAUUCAAAAUAAUUUUCUUAAGUAUUUACCAAUACAAAAACUCACUAAAAUUUAUAAUCUGUAGAUAUAUUGCACUUAAUAUAGAAAUAAAAUGGUCUAACACAGAUAUAUUUACCUUGAAAAUAAUUGGACGAAAAUUGAUAAAAUUCAAAAAAAAAAAAAAACGCCCAACAGGAAUCAACACAAGCCUAAAUGUAAAUAAAAAUAAAUGGUAGGAUCUACUAUUAAAAUUCUAUGAAAAACAAGUAACAAUUACCUAAUGCAAAUAAAUGAUGAAUCAAUAGGGAUCUAUAACCUAUGAAUAAUAUUUAAACUUUCAACACCAUUUUCUGAAAGUACUUUUUUUUAUCAAAAAGUACAUAAGUAAUAUAAUUUGUUCAUUAGUACAGUAGUAAUAUUUAAAUUAUUUUUAUUGUACCGGGUCAGGUAAUUAUUUGGAUUUAAUAAAUUUGAUUAAAAAGUCAUUCAUGUUGUAUUAGUUAUAGAGGUAUGUAUGCAAUAGAUAGACUUACCAAUUUAUAAUUGUAGUUCAGUCAAAUAUUAAUGAAUAUUUCAGGACACGUCACAAUUGAAUACAUCAGGGAAUUAUAUUAUGUAGCAAAUUAGAUCCAACUGUUUUAUAAACUCUGGAAAAUUAAUUGAUUAUGGUAAUAAGUUAAUAGUGCAAGUCUUAAAAAAAAAUUAAUACAAAUUCGGUAUAAAAAAUAUAUUUACUGGAUGUCUGGAUUGCUUAUCGAUAGAUAUAAUAUUGUUUUAUCAAAAUUAUUGAACUUUCUAAUUUAACAUCAUUUUCGGAUUGAUUUGAAACGUUUCGUUUCAAUGUAAAACGUUUGAUAAAAAUUAUUGAUUUGACUUCAGUUUCGAUGAUAUUGAUAAUAGAAAUAUUAAAUUAUUAAUGGCAGUUGGUAGUAUCAAAAAUAUUAUCUAAACUAAAAAAGUAUUAAAUUAUUAAAUCUAUUGAGAAAAUAAUCAAAGAUAUUAACUCAUUAGAUAUAUUGAGUGAGGGUUCGACAUAUUUUCUAGGUGAAAAAAAAGUUAACAUUUUUAAUUUAUUGGACAAAUUUGAAAUAUUGUAUACGUUCAUGUAACCAAAGAGGAUAGAAACAUGAACAGCUGGGGAUUUUGUUUACGCCGUCGUUACCACUGUACAAAUUGUAUGGUUAUUGGUUAGUUUUUACCUUUUGGGCCGCCUUUGGAACGAUGAUUAAAAUGUUGGUCUCUUCACCGUUGUUUAUACAUUUCUAUCCGGUAUCUGUCCAUGUUUAUGCAAUAUUUUAUGUAUAAACAUAAUAAUAAUUUACAAUAAUAAAUAAAAGUGAAAAAACAGUAUUUUUGGCGCCGUUUUUUAUUCCAUUCGUUUCUACUACACUCCCGCUGCUUAGCGGUAUAUUUUAUCAUUUAGCAUAGUUUUCCGGUGAUGGAAAAACGGGACGGCAAUACAACCGAUCUCCAAAAAAGUAAAAUGAGUGAAGAAGAACAACUUCCUGCUGGAUGGGAGAAGCGAGUUAGCAGGUCAACUGGUAAGUAACACAGACAUUGACCAUUCUUCAGGGUCAAACGUAUUGUCCGACUGGUUAUCCCAGUAGAAUCUUUUUGUUUGCAUAUAUUCCGUAUGCCGUGUAGAUGCUUUUAUAAUGAUGAUCGUUUAGAAAAAUUAAUAAUGUUGCGUAAAUCGGAUUGAUAAUUAUCUGGUACAUUAUUUGUAUAAUAUUGUAUUUGUUUUUAUAGGUACCUAUGUACCUAACAAAUCUAGUAAGUAAUGUUAAUUUCUUAGGAUAUACGAAUUUUAAACAUAAUAGCAUUUCAUUUAAUUAAGUAUAUGGUUAAUUUCAAAUUGGAGUGUAUCAAUUCUACCGCUUCAUUGGUCGAUUGAUCAUGGUUGGGUACCUUCUUUUAUGUUACACUUUUAGUUUAUGCCAUUUAUUAUAAAUCGAUAAUUAAGAUACUUUUAUGUAUGCACCUCAAAAUUUUAUAAUACAAUUUUUAAUCUUGCAUCUCAUGGUUUUUCUCUAUUAAUGCUGUCUAUUUAUUAUCAAAUCUAUCGAUAAUUCUAAUGAUACAUAUUUUAUUAUUAAUAAUACAAUAUGUCCUAUGUAUACCUUGCAAUAUCUUAAUAUGAAUUAAUAAUAACACUUAUUAUUUGACCUUUCUAUAAUUUUCUUAUCUUACAAUAACAACUUGAUACCUAUAUAGAUUAUGUCUAUGGAUGUAAAUAUAUAAAAUAUUAAGGUACUUAGAUAAAUCAUCUGUAUAUUACAGGGUUAAGUAUAAUGAAAUUUAACUAGUUUAUUUAAACUAUAGUAAUUUGUAUAAUUUGUAAGCCUGGAUUUUUGAUAAAGAUUCAAUAGGUUUUAUGUAAUAAUAUAUUUGAAUUAGAUUAUAAUUGUUAUUACUUUGAUAUUAUUUAGAGUAUUUUAAGUAUUUAGAGUAUUUUAAAAAUGUGAUGAGGCAAGCCAAAUUUUUUUAAAAAUCAAAUUAGUUCAAGUUAGUUACAGUGUAAAGAAUAUUUUGGAAAUUAUUUUAAACAGUGUUAUGCUUUAAUAUUAUAAUUUAAAAUAAACUUGUCAACCUGCCAAGAAUGAUUUGCAGUUAAAUCAAUGUAUUUUUGUUGGUUUAAAGUUGUAUUAAUUCAUAUUUAUAGUUUUUAAACCUAUAUCCUGUGAUACUCACUAUAAAAUAAAGCAACCUUUAUAAUUGGAAGAAUGGUUAGUCUAAUAUUUAGAUUUUAUAGAUAAUAUCCGUAGGUAUAAUUUUAUGGAAAAUUAAUAGUCUAUUGCUUAAUACCAUAGACAUAUAAAUAAUUUUAUAUGCCUAUGCUUAAUACUAGUGAUGGGUACAAUUUAAUUAUUGCUAUCAAACUAUUUGAAUAGUUUAUAUUUGGUUUUCAAAAAAACUAAUCAAAUAAUUUUUCAAAAUAUUCAAUUGUUUUCCAAAUAAAAAUAUUUGGUUAUAAAAAAAAGUAUUCUAAAGAAUAAAGAAUUCAGUAGUAAAAACUAUUUGUGGUGAUCAUUACUAGGUACUUAAUACCUAGUACUUAUUAGUUAUUAGCUUUCAGCAUAAAUAUAGUGAUUGGAUUUGAGGGUGGUGAGUUACAUAGAAAUAUUAAGGCAUUUAUUUGCAAAACUAAAUUGAGAUAUUCCUGCACUCUAAAAUUUGAAUUAUCUUAUAAUUUUUUAACUAUUUUCGGUAUAAUUUUUAAAUUUAUUUGACUUAUUAAAUAUUGUAUAAAAUGGUACUUUUAUAAUAUGAUACCUACCAGAAAAUAUUUACAUACGCAAUAUUUGCAUGGAAUGUUAAUUUUAUAAAACAAUAUUUUUCAGGAAUAAUAUUUUAUUGGAAAGAUAUUUCUGAGGAUUUGUGUAACUAGACAAUAUAAUACAUAAAUCAAUAAAAUAAAUAUCGGGAACCAUAUUCGUCAGAACCGGUAUUUCGCUAGACAAUAUAUAAACAGAAAAAUAAAAGAACAAAUAAUCAGAUAACUGAUUAUAUGAUUAGUUAAAUAAAAGCUAAACUUUAAAUGAUGUAUACUCAUUUAUAUUUAAAUUAUUAAAUCUAGUUGCAUUCUUAAAAUAUCUAAAUAUUUUCAUUGAUGAAAACCUAAAAUGGGAUGUUCAUAUUAAUUAUGAAAUUAAUACAUUUAAACAGUUUGUUUGCAUUUAUAAACUACUUUAGUGUUACAAAUUUAAGAUAUUAUCUUGAAUUAAAAGCUUAAAAAACUAACAUAUUUAUCACUUCUCCAAAAGUUUCUUAUGAAAUUUCAGUUUAGAGAGGUACAUAUUACACUAAUUUCUGAAAUCUUGAAGUAACUCCUAAGAUUUCUGCCCAGGUUAGCUAAUACUGGUAUGUGUAUUAUGUUCUUAAAAUAAUGAGGUUAUUGUUUUUUAAAUUUUAAUUAUACCUACCCUACUUAACAUUUUAUUUGUUUUCAUUCUGGAAACCAUGAUAAUUAAAUAACAAUAAUAAUGGUCAUUAAAUUUGUAUUUGUUAGAACCAACAUUAUUUAUUUAUUAUAUUGAAUGAAACGAAUAGAUCAAUCAUCUAUUUAAGGGGAAUUUAUAUUUUAUACACUGAAUUGAUUAAUUUGUUGUAUUUUAUUUUGUUGAUACAUUUAUCCAUAUAAAAAGUUUGGGGAUAAUGAUGAACCGAUAAAUGUGUUAUCACUUAAUAUUUAUCAAUUGUGUCAUCUUUUUAAUAUUAUAUUUUAGUGAAAUACUGUCCAGAUUCAUUCAGUUCAAGACAUUUAUGUUUCUGACAAAGUGUUAUUCCUACAUAACAUCAUUCUUGAAUUUUAUCGUUUUUUUGAAAUAUUGUUUCACUAUAAUAAUUCAUGCCAAUCAAAUAUUAUCCUGAAUAAUACUGUUCCAGAGAAAUCUUUUCCUUGUUGUAUGCGUCCCUUACAUCUUAUAAUAUAAUAAAAAUUGUGAUUUCUACUAUGUAAGUAACUAUAUUUUAUAGGUAUUAUACUAGACCUAUUAAAUAAUCAAUAAACAUUUUUUGGAUGAAAUAAUUAUUAAAAUAUUAUUCAUAUACCUACUUAAUAUUGGUGAUAAUGAUAUUUUAGUAAGUAACCUAAUCUUAAACAAAGUAUAAGUAAGUCACUCAUUAAAACAUUUAAUUGUCAAUAGGUAGUAGGUACUUAAAAAAAAUGUAAUAUUUUAUGUUUAAAUGUAUUAUCAUAAAACACACUAUCUAUACAACGACUCAAUAGAAAUAUCAAUUUGUUUAAUAAACCUAAUUUAGACCUCACACUUGAGUUAAGUACUAAAACACAUACUGUGAAAAAUCAAACCAAUAAAAUCUUAGACCACGCAGUAAUUUGGUAUAAUUGUAUUGUAAUAUCACUAUAUUUAUCAUUGUAACUGCUGUUAGGUGUGAAUAUAUAAGAGCUAAAAAUAAAUUAACGUAGGUAUUAAUUAUACACCUAUAAUUUAAAUUAAAUUAAAAAAAUAUAUCUUGAGUUGAAUUAAUCAUGUUUUCAAUAAUUUUCAGGUCAAACUUAUUAUUUAAACUUAUUGACUAAAGAAAGUCAAUGGUCUAUACCAAAUAAACCAGCUUCGGAGCAUCCGGCUGGUAAUGGUCCUGAACAAGUUCAAUGUAGUCAUUUAUUGGUUAAACAUGAAAAAUCACGCCGACCUUCAUCGUGGCGGGAAGGAUCUAUUACUAGAUCAAAAAGUGAAGCUGUUGAUAUUAUAAAAUGUAAAUAUAUCUGCAAUUACUUAUAAAUAAGUCUGUGGUUAAUGUAACUAAUAUUUUUUUUAUUGAUUAAAAAGCUUAUCGCGAACAAAUUGUUGCUGGCAAAUCAUCAUUUGCUGAACUUGCCCAGAAAUAUUCAGAUUGUAGUUCAGCCAAACGUGGUGGUGAUUUGGGACCAUUCACAAGAGGCACAAUGCAAAAGCCAUUUGAAGAUGCUUCAUUUGCUUUAAAAAUUGGAGAGCUAAGCGAGCCUAUUCAUACAGAUUCAGGCGUACACAUAAUUUUACGUACAUUAUAAAUAACUUUUUUGAAAUUUAAACAUUUCCCUUUUCUAAACAUUGUAUUUAUUACUGUCAACUGUUCCAUAAAUAAAACUAAUUAUGAUAGAAAACCAUUUAUAAAAAACAGAUCUUCAUUUUAUAGACAGAGGCGUACCCAAGGGAGAUUUAUAGGGCUUCAGCCUUAAAGAACAAAGUUAAUAUUGAAAAAAUCAUAAUUAUUUGUUUCCUUUUAUUUAAAUUUAUAUUUGAAUUAAAAUUUUGUACAAAGUUUCACCCCCAAAAACGUGUGCGCCUAUGGUUAUAGAAUUUCAUAGCUUAUAAUAUGACAGAUUCUACCGUAUUUUCUGGAAUGUAUUAAUAACAUAUUUAGAAAUUUUUAUAUACAGCGUCUAAUAAAGGUUUACUAAUUCUGUAGGAAAAGAAUAAUUUCUUCUGUAUUAACUAAUUCUUAUAAAUUUGAACCAAUCAGUUAUUCUUUUAAUAUUAUGAUGUGUUAAUAUACAAUGUUAAAUGUAUAACUGAUUAGCUGGAGUUUAGAAGAAUUGGCUAAUACAAUACAAAUUGUGUUUACUUAAUACAUAAAUAAAAGAUUUUAUGAACAAUGAAGGAAUUUUAAUUUGUAAAUCUUUAUGAGACAUCUACAAACUAGUUCUCAAAUUGUAAAUUAAAUUUAUUGUUGCCGUCAUAUAAAAAGUGACAAAAAUAUAAAAACCAUAUUUAAAUACUUUAUUUCAUCCCUACAUCAGUGGUUUCCAACCUUUUUUUACUUGCUAAUUUUUUUAUUUUUCAUAACCCCCCCCCCUAAUAUCAUUUAUUACUCUUAUUUACAUCUUAUGCGCCCUAUUUUUUUUUUUCGAUUACAUGUCAGAAUAGACCACUUUGAGAACUUCUGGUAUAUAAAACAUAUCCUAAAUAAUACUAUACAUAGUUUAGAAACCACUUAACACAUAAUUCUUGAUUCAAAUCAAAGUUGAAUAAGUUUAAAUAUAAAUUUUUAAAUCAUUUAGUCACUAUUUGAUUGAUAGUGAUGGUAUAUUAUUUAAAACUUUAUACCAUUUUAUAUUGCAUUUGUUUUUUAUUAUAUACCUAAUUUAAAUAUAAAAUAUAAAUUUUUGUGUGUAUGCUUUAUUGAAAUUCCAUGACAUUGUUUACGACAAUUUUUUAGUUAAUUUUUUAAAAAUUUUAAAUAAUUUAUGACUCAACUCUCUCAAAUACCUCCCUAAAAUUGGAUUUUAGUCCUCUACCAACAAUCUGCUUGGGUCACCUAGGUAAAUAAUUCAACCAUACUACUUAUAUGAUUAUAAAUCAUAAUAGGAAGGUGGUUUAUAAAUGACUAUUAAAUCUACCUUUCAGAAUUAAAUAUAUUGAUAAAUUAAUCAAUUAUACAUUUAUGAUGUUGGCUUAAGUGUUAAAAACCAUAAAUAAUUGUAUAAAAAUGUAUAAAUAUUUUUAAUUAUAAUGCUUAUAAAUAUAUUGUAAUAUUAUAAUUAAUAUUUUGAGAUAGGAUAAAUGUUGAUCUUUAAGAGAUCUAUAUACAAUACUUGUUGUUAAUAACAUGAAUUUGAAUAUUAAGAAUUAAAGAAAGAUUAAUAAAAAUAAACUGAAUUGGUCAAAAUGUUACUUGAUCUCUUCUUUUAAAUUCAUUGUAUCCAACUAUAUCAUGUGAAAAAUAUUAUGUAUGCAUAUAUUUUAUAAUAAGUAUAGGUAAAUAGUGAACAACUUAAGUUAUAUUCAAAAAAAAAAGUAGUACCCACUAUCAUUUUUAGUUAAAUUAAUAAUAAUACAACUUAUUAAUCAUAUAAAUAUUAAUUGCUAAUUUAGAUUAAAAUUCAUAACAACAUUAAGAUUUCUUCAAAAUGUUUGUAUAGACGGCAAAUUACAUGUUUUAAUACUCAUUUAACUAAAUAAUAACCUUGAGUUUUAAUAUUUAAAUACCUAGCAUUAUUUAAACAAGUAUUGGUACCAAUCUAAUCUCACAGAUUAGUGUAUAUUAUUAUGUAUUAUAGUCAUUUAUAGGUUGUAUUCAUUACCUAUACAUUUUUGUAUAAUGCAUUUUUAUGCGAUUGUUAUACUUAUCAAGUAGGUAGACCUUAUUGAUAAUACUCUGAAAAACAUUCUCUUAAAGAGGUAAUAUGCUUAGUAAUCUUCUUCCUCAAUUCUUUCAAGCUCUAUUUCAGCUUUUCAUUGUUAUCAAUGUGGCAGACAUAACUAGCUGAAUAAAUUAUGAUCCUCACCCUAAAUACUUAAGUGAUACCUUAGAUAAAAUACUUUCAUUUAAAAAAAGAUUUUAGCCUGGGAAAAUACAAAAGUACCAGCCCACUUAUUUAUUUACCAAAUAUUGAAUUUUAGACAAUAUAUAUUAACAUUAUUUUAACAUAACUACACAUUUGGAAAGAAAUUAUUCACUGUUAAGUUCCGUCAUUUGUCAAUCAUAUCUAUAUGUAAUAUUUUAUAUUAAAUUUAAAAAAAAAUCUUCGUUUUGUAUUAUUGAACACUACUCUAUAACAAAUUCAGUCUUAACUUUUAAAGGAAUAAUUAUAUUGUUCAUAGCUUGUGAUUCACUAAGCGUGUUCACUUUAUUUUUUCGAUUAAAUUUUGUAUAUCAUAUUCUGAUUUUUAGAAUUUUUAAAUGUAAUUAAAGUUUAUAUUACCGAAUAUUUAGAUUUUUCAUAACAUUUAAGGAGUAUCUUGUUAUUUUAUUAUCCUUAUUUACUAUACAUUUGUAUAUUUCCCAGUAUUUUUACCGGUUUUUCAAAUAUAUUGAGAAAAUCAAAAAAUGACCCUAUAGUAUCACCCUAGUCAGAUUUCCUUUCAGAAAAAGUGCUACACUUGCAAAUUGGAACAAUAUUUCUAGUAGAAAAGUUAUUCAAAGAUAAAAAAAAAAAAAUACAUCAUUGAAAAACCAUAAGCUUUUUUGCUCCAUUCAGAAUUUAAAAUUGUGUGUGCACGCUUAGUGAAUCAUCCUGUAUAUGUACUUAUCUUUCAUUAUAGGUAUAUUUUAAAAAUUAAAACGCUAUGUACUUAAAAAUUUCAACAUAAUUUUAAAAUAGUUAUUUGAAAGAGCGGCUCAACAGUAAAACUCCCGAAGUCCUGGUGGCUCAAUCCACCCCUAAUUGUGGGUUUUUAAAUAAAAAUACGUUUUUUGGAUUUUUAAAUUUUUAAUUUAGACGCGGUUAUAAAUUAUUAUGUAAAAUAUUACAAAUUUGAUAAUAUUUAUAACUCGUUUAAUAAUUUAAACUUGUAAGAAAAAUCAAUGUACAAACACAGAAAAUAUUCCAUAUUUAAGUUUAAUAGUGCAUCAAAUUCACUUUUAUUUAUACUAAUUUUUGGUGGUAUUAAAACUAACAGCACAAAAUUAGUUCUACUAACUAAAAAUUUGUCAAAAUUAUAACCAUUCAUAUGAUGAUAUACACGCCUAUAUUAUUUAUUACAUUAUCUUUCAACUGUUCAAUUGACCAUUGUGUAAGUAGUGUAAGUACUAGGCCCAUUAAACUCUAGUAUAAUCAUACUUUUUGUUAUUAUUAAAGAAUAAUAAUAGUAUUUUUUUCCGAUAAAAUAUAAAUAUUUUACAGUUUUACACAAUCACGGAAAUUCAUUAUAAAGUCGUAUUAUUUUUUUUUAAUACCUGCUUAACUAAAGAACAUAGAUAUAUUAAUAUUAUUUAUUAAUAUGUCUAUGGCAAAGAGACAAGGGAAAAUAAAUACGAGUUUAGGUAUAUUUAUUAGGGGGAUCUCGGUGGUUUUAAUGGCUGCGGUAAACAACGCGAGGGAUAUUAUUACGGGUAUCUAUAAAAAUAUUGUGUAACGUAUUUUCCCUUGCCAUAUUUCACUAAUCAAUUAUUAAUAAUAAUGUUACACUACAUGGAUGGGUAUUAACAGCACAGAAUCGGUAUCGAGAAAAAUAAUUAUUAUUUAUGUGUUUUUUAUUUCUUUUGUCCUCAUCAUAUGCCUUACUAUGAAAUAUAUAUUUUAUGGAUCAUGGGAAAUAUAUUAUUAUCUUUCAAGAAUGUUUUAGAUACAUAACAGGAUGACCUGUACGUGUUUAAUUUUGAUUAAUAUUCCAGGAAAUUAUAAUAUUUUAUUAAUAUGAGGUUCGCACAAGCUGUUGCAAAACAUCGUACACCAGGUAUUUACAUUAUUGUAGAGGUUUUGUAAAACGCUAUAAAAUAAUAUUACAAUAUUGAGCAAUGACUAUUAUUUGAAUACGGUAUUACCACGGAUAUAUUUUGAUAUUGAACGUUUCGAUACUUUUAUAAAUACCUAGUUAUGUUACAACACAUGUAUUUCGUAAUAAUUGUUUUAAUAGUGAUUCAUCAAAUCUAUUAUAUAGGUACUUUUAGCGGUAGAAUCCGGGACGUAUUUACGGGAGGAGCUGAAAGGGUUGCAGUCCUAUCGAAAAAAACUUUCUGUUGUUUGGUCUAAUUCUUGCGAUUCUCCGGAAAAUCUCUGAUUUUACAUGAUUUAUGAUGGUAUCAAUAACAGGUCAGUACAAAUUAUUACACCAACAGUUUCGUAUUUGUUUGUUUAGGGUCUCUGCGCAUUAAUAUCUAGCUGUUCUGCACCAGUAGCAACAGUAACAUCGAAUUCCCUUAAAAGAUAUAGUUCAGUACGCUUUCUUUUAGAUUCUAAAAAUAAAUAAAGUCGAAAACAGACGUAUCUUUAGUUAUGUUCUAUUAAAGCAAUAAUUAUAUCUUACUAAAAAAGACUUAACUCAGUUUCUAUUUUUAAAAUUAGUACAAACCUAAAUAAUAACGAUAGUAUUGACUAUUAAGUAUAACCAUUAUUUUACCAUUAAAUAAUUAGUAUUAUGCAUAAAAAAAAACUAGUUAGUUUAUAAUAUGUUAUAAAUUUUUUCUUUCCAUAGAAUUUUUUCCCGUCGAAAACGGACGUUAGUCAAAUAAAAUAGCAAAAUAUGACUUAAAUUAUUACUGAAUAGUACAUUUUUUUUUUAAAAAAAAAAAAACUAGCAAUUUCCAACACUAACACCAACAUUCAACACUAACAAAUCUAAAUACUAAAAAAAUCAAAAUAUUAAAUAAUUGAAAUGCAUAAUAACAAUUUAAUUUAGAGAUCUUUAAACUGCUCUCCUGGAAAAUGAUAAAAAAUGAGUUACGUCCUUCGUUGUGGGCGUCAAUUUGAUUUAAACACUUAUUGGCCGGCGUAAAUAUAAAAUAUAGAAUGACCUUCACUUUAUAUUUUAUGAUUAUACUUAAUUAUUUUAUUGCACCCGGUACAUCGGUCCAUUAAUUCCAACAAAUAGGAAUGCAUUGACGUAAUAAAAGAAUAUUCCCAGAUAACACUGUUAAUAAUAAUUUUGUAAUUUACGGAUAUCUGUGUGAAUAUCUGUUGAUGUCAUAUUUUGGUCUUAUAGAUUUCAUAGAGACGCCCGACAGAUCUUGUACAAUAAUUUUUACAAUUAAUAACGGAUAUCACAGAUUUUAUAUUGUUAUAUGAAGGCUUGAUAAAAUGAUAUUAAUUAUUAUACUUACUUCGAAUACGCGGCAUGCACAAUGUUGCGUUGUUCAAGUCUUUGUUGCCAGUUUCUUCCGUAGAUAAAUCUAUGGUCCGUGAACGUUAAUUAUAGCAAUAGGGGUUAUAAUUGAUAAGUGAUAACACAUUUAUAGAUAUGUCUAUAUCCAAAGAUAUCCGUUAACCGUGGUUUUUUAUUUCAGACACACGCUAGAUCUGAUAUUUUAACCUAUUAUAACCCACGUUGUAUGUUUUUUAAGUUAUUACUUAUUUGUGCCUAAAACCUACGCAAUGAAUAACUCAAUGAG